GAGCAUGUCGGGGAUGAUAGUAGUGGUGAGUCCGGCCCCUGGGUGGGGAUUUGUGUGAUUGAUGGUCACCUCCCGAGAGUGUUUCAUGGACUCGCCCCCUCCCCGCCCCUCUCUCUCUCUCUCUCUCUCUCUCUCUCUCUCUCUCUCUCUCUCUCUCUCUCUCUCACUGAGCAGGAAUGUGGAAGCAUUCAGGACUUGAGUCAGUCAGCUCGGCACGUUUCUGCACCGCUCAUGAGUGAAUUAUUGAUCCCUGCCUCGGUUAAACGUAUUGAUGAGGAGGAAGAGUAGUCGUGGACACAUCACACAUCCUCUGGACACUUUUUGGAUUUACAUUACUCGAUCGGAGGCGUUUUUUCUUCCUACUCUGUUCUUCCUCGGCUGAAGAAAGUUUGCUUUGAGACUCAACACACACAGCUGGAGUCUGCAGAUGGAAAUCAGCUCCAAGUGUUCACCGAGCCCACCUUUUUCCGGAGCUCUUCCAGCAUGUAAGCCCUCUCCUUUUCUUCAUUUCCUCUUUUUUUUCCCUCUCUGCCUUGUUUUCGUUAUUAACAUUCCGACAGUGUGAGCCCUGCGAUAACACAGCGUGAGGUCACCCCCACGAAAAAAUCACUACAGCCUCAUAUGAGUGGCUGACUGUGGAGGAGAGGCUGCUCCUUCUGCAGCACAGAGCGGUGAGAAGUAGCCUGCACUUCAUUUUCCUUUAGUUUGGUGAUGCUGAAUGAGGUUUUAUGUGGUUUUAAAGACAUAUGAUGCAACAAAUCAUGUGCUGUAGCUUUCAUGUUUGCAGCUCAUCAAGUUAAUAAGUUACAGAAGGGCUUUCUCUGUUUGGUAGAGGAGUUAUCUGUCUCUAAAUGAAAGUAAUUCAACACCAGUUAAACAUAAAAGAAAGAAUCAAGUUUUAAGAUACAUUGUUGGUCUAAUAUGAGAACUAUUGUUAUGCGCUAUCUCUGUUGCCAAGAUAAAUCUACAUCCACACUCCUUUUUUUUUCCAAUAAAAGAUAUCCCAACUGUUGUUUAAGUUCCUGGUUUUUUCCUUCUUCGCUAUAAAUGCCAACCCUCUUGAAUCGGAGCGUAUAAAAGCGGAGUUGAUGGCUCAUUUGCACAGUUUGAUUAAAAGCAGAUGUAAAUCCAAUCAUAAAUGUGUUGAGAUCAUGUUAGGAAAACAACCCUCCUCUUUUAUGAGGGUUGUAAAUUCACUUCUUAUCUGUUUUUCUUCCUCAAGUUGCAACUUUAUAGAUUCAUAUCUGACUAAUUAGUUCUUUAUACUUGAGCGAAAUGUCAUUGUAUUCAGAAGAAAGCUGCAUAUUAAGUCAGAGAAAAGGCUUAUGGUUAUCAAAGUUAUCGUGCUGUGAUUUAUUUAAUAGCAAAGCCGGCAGCCUGUUCCUUCCUUCCUGCAGAUGAUUUGUUUGUCAGAGCUCAGUCUGAAUCUUUCUCUCUCUCCUGACAGGGAUCUGGAGUCUCUGACAAGGUGAAGACUGCUGGUGUUAAAUGCUCACUGCGAGGCUUCCUGCACACAGCGACUGCUCCUAAAAGUGCUGUUAGUUCAGUGACUGUGUGAAACCCUUUACAGGCUGUUUACCAUGGGGUCCAGUCUGACAUGUACGGGUGUUAUUUGGGCCCUGCUGUCCCUGCUGUGUGCUGCUGCCUCCUGCGUCGGCUUCUUCAUGCCCUACUGGCUGCUGGGGACACAGAUGGACAAGCCCGUGUCCUUUGGCACCUUCAGGCGCUGCUCCUACCCGGUCAGAGACGAGGAGAGGCAAGCGACCGUGAUGCUGGAGCAGUGCGGGCGCUACGCUUCCUUCCACGGCAUCCCCAGUCUGGAGUGGAGGAUCUGCACCGUGGUCACAGGAGUUGGGUGUGGCCUCCUCCUGCUGGUGGCGCUCACAGCUCUCAUGGGCUGCUGCAUCUCUGACCUCAUCUCACGCACAAUCGGGCGCGUGGCUGGAGGCAUCCAGUUUGUUGGAGGUGAGUUUUUGUGUGUCUGAGUGUGAGAAGUACAGAAGCCCAGUGCUGUCAAGUUUUCAGCCUUCAGAUCAGUUACUUUAUUCUUGGGUCAAAUACAAGCAGCAUAUGAAGUAUCUCGCUCAAACUUUCACAGUCUUUCUUGGCAGAUUCAGAUUGUUUGCGUGUUUGUGUGAGGAAGAGCGAAUGAAUGACUGAAUUCAGAGUGGAUCUGAGUCACAUCUUGAGGGCAUCAAACUCGCAAUCCCGGUCAGAUUUCUGUAAAUGCAGCCGCUUAAGUCAGAUUUCAAAAUGUGUUAUGUUUAACUCGCAGAAUGAUGACAUCAAAUCUGGAGUCGUGUAAGUGCGGCUGAGCUCUGAUGAGUUUGUCUUGAGCAAAGAAAGAGUUCUGGUCUGGGACUUGAAGGAGGGGAAGACUGGUCUUUAUUUCUAAUUCCUUUCCACUAGAAAUCCAAAAAGCUGCAUCACCAGCUGAGUGCAAAGUUACUGUUGUUACCAUAACAACCUGUGCUGGUAUUUUGGUGACGUUUAAACACAGAAAACAGUUUUAUUAAUGUUUGCAUGUGUCCGAUUUGCAUUUGCGUUUGAUCCAAGCUGAGCUGAGUUCUAGUCUAGACCUGAGAGUCAGUGGGAACUCUUGUUAAUGAAACAGAACCACACCGAUGGCGAGGGGAACAAAGGGCCAUAAAAUGAACAUUUCACCUCUGGCUGUCAUCUCUUGGUUUUGCAGACCUGCUGCUGUUGUUUCCUCAGAUACUUGAUUCCGCCCAUUGUGAUGUUUGACGUGUUGUUUGGUAAAUUACAUCGGCCGUAACACAAGGCUGCAGUUUCUUAACAAAAACUCACAAUUUUGCACCGAGCUGAGGGAAGUGAAGCAGUGCCAUGAAUAUUUAAAUCAAGAUCAUUUUGUGAGGAGCUUGUUGUAAUUUUGUAUUUUUGUUCGAUUUGAAGGAGGUUGGAGAAGUCGUAGAAGUGCGACACUUGAUAUAAAAAUGUUUUUUGCAACACCUCUUGAUAUAACUUUCUGUUUCGGCCUCGGUUAAGAUCCUUUUGUUGCUUGCAUGAUGAAAUGAUUGAAAGCUGGUUUUAUUUGGGUUACAAGCACGCUCAGAAUACAUCAGUGUUUUUCUUUGCUCUGGGUCUGAUCCAGGACGCGCCUCUUGAAGUUGAAAAGAAACCCUCGCUCUUUCUCUUUUCAGAGACGAAGCUCCGUCCACACAAUGCAGCUCUGUCAAUAAAAGACUUUUCUGUUUGUUUGUGUGAUUACAGUAAGUGGACACAGCUCCACACGACACCAGCUUUGCGUGCCUUUGUGUGUGUGUGUGUGUGUUUGGUUUUGCUGGUGUGCUCUCCUGGGAUGUGAGGUCUGAUCUUCCACUGAAGCCGUGAGUUUCUCUGCCCUAGUUUAAGAAGCUGCGGUGCUCCAGCCCUCUCAUUAACUCCAAAAUGUUCUCUCACAUACUGAGGCUCACCAGCCCCUGCUAUUUACAAUCCCCAUCACUUCAGCUCGGCUUUAAGGAAGUGAUGUGACAGUGAAGCAGGUUGCAGGCAGAUUUGACAGAGCUGGCAGGUUUUUCAGAGGGAUAAAUCUGCAGCGGACCACCACACCGCACCAUGUCCUACUUCUAAAAGGCUUAGCUGCUUAGGAACAUCAGUAUUAAUGAUGUAUAAUAUGGAGGAUGAUGAAGGUGAAGGCUGGCUAGUUUAUUCAGAAAUGUGCACUUUUAUGUAAGGAGAGCUCCUUUUAAAGCUCACUGCAACCCCACACAUCCAGAAUUACAGCGAGCUGCUAUUUCUGGUGAGAGGAUUAAAAAAUCCACGUCUGUCUUUUUUUUUGCGAUUCCCUUCCUUCGUAGACUCACAAAUCCAGACGCGCAUGAAUUUAGAUGGAGUUGGAGCAAAAAAGGACUGUGGGGUUCAAUAGAAGGGGCACCGCUCGGUCCCUCUUUAUGAAUGUGUGUGUGAGCCGAAAGGGCAGAGACGUCUCUGAAGGCCUAAUUGGAAGUGACACAAUUGGGAAGCUCGGUGGGCUGCUCCGUGUUUUGUCUUCAAUCACUUUACAAAGAGAGUGGAAAUGUUGAGGCGGGCAGACAGAGAGAGGAGGAGGAAGAAAAAAACACCUGAUGAUUGAAACAUUCGACAUUCACCCAACCUCGCUGAGAAAAGAGACCCACGGCGAGGAAAGGGAGACUGUGCGCCGAAAGAUCUGAUCAAAUCUGGGCGAUGAGCAGGACCAGAGAAGAGGGAGUAAAUGAGGCGAGGAGUCACAUUCAACAGGAGCCUCAUGGUUCACAGUCUGAUGCCAGUGUCUUCCUCCUUUUGUGUCUCCUCGGCUCCUAUUGUCGGACGCUAAUGAAGAGUGUCUCGGAGAGGGUGGGGCCUCCAGGCUGCCACAAGUGAAACAUCCACUUUAUAUCUCCCUCUAAUUUAUCUCAAUCCCAUCAACGAGAUUAAGCUUUAAGGAUUUAUCACUGCCUUAUCUCAUUAGCUGCCGCCAGUCUGAAAGAGUAACUGAACCUAAUACCUGACUUUAACUGUUGCUGGUGUUGUUGUUUACCUCCUUUUUAAAGUGCUGCUUUUAAGUCCAGAGCCGCUUAAUUGGUAAUGGCAGAGGCCCAGAGAGUCGGAGCGUGAGUGUGAGACCAUGAGGCUGUUCUGGCUCGUAAAUCAAAGGCCUGAGAAGACGAAGAAGUCUGUGCUGCUGCUGCUGCUUACAUUAAACAACUGCCUUGGCUGUAGUUUUUGUUUGGGUUAUGCAGCCGUGCAGACUCGAUAUGUCUGCGGCUCUCUGAGGGGAGGUCCAGACAUUAAAAGAUUCCUCACUUGGAUUUGGUUGUUAGGGAUUUUGAUCCCCCCGUCCCCCCCUGCAGAGCCUCACCUUGUCUUUUGGGAGCCUCAAACAGAGCGGCGCUCAGCAGGAGGAAAGCUAUUUAACGUUUGGGAUUUAAGACCUCGAUGUACACGUUUCUAUCCUAUGGGUUUAGACCCAGCGCUUACUAAUACCUUUAAUUAAUGCUUUUAGCUCUCUUUUCUUCACCCUCUGCUCCACACAGCUCCUCUUUGUUUCGAGGUUUCUCUGUGGACAUUUUGCCUUUUGUUUUCUUCAUGAUGAUUGACAGUUCGACCCGCUAACUGACUGACUAGCUUUCCUGUAAAACUUAACCUGGGCCUUACAGUCUGAUGUUCCUAUUUUAUUGGUUUUAUCGUAAAAGGUCAUUGUAUUUGAUUAUUUUGCCCACCCUCACCGGACCUUUUAAUGCUAAUGUAGACUGUAAAGUUUAGUAAUGUCUAUUUAGGAUGCAUCAGAAGUUUCUCCCUCUCUCUCUCUCUCUCUCUCUCUAGCCCUCGCCUCCUUUUCGCACACUCCUACAGAUGGAAAAAUACUUGUUUCCCUCAAUUUCCGAGGUGUAGUAGUCAUCCAGUCCUCCAAAUGGUCCUCCAAACAUGAUGAUGACAGAUGCAGACACCAAACGGAGAUAGUUCUGUGAAUGUUCUGCAAACCGAGGCUGUGAAAUGAAUUCCAGACCAACAUUUUAACAAACAUUUUUACACUCUCAGUGGAGCUCCUGGAUGAUUUGAUAACCUGACGACGGUCUGUUGUGACAGAAACAUUGUGAGAUUAAAGAUGGCAGCAGAAGGAAGACAGUGUGCCAAAGUUACUUCUCACUGAUUUUGCUUUUACUUCUCUGGCGCACCUGUCACACAGUCAGGUGUGCAGAGAUCCUCUUUAACAGACGAUUUGUGAGUAAAAGAGCGGAUCUUUCCAGGCUGUUUAUUCUGUAUUAUUCUUAAAAAUGGACUUAAUGGAUAAAGCCUUGUAGCCUUGAUUAUCUUCCCGGCUGAUAUUUGUCAUUUGGUUGAUUAAAUGCAUCAACUUCUGAUUUUGCUGCUUGCCAGUGAUACUUGUCACAUGAGUAACAGCCCAUCAUCACUGACGCCUGUUUGCACAGAGCUGCCUGGAGCAGGAGGGAAAUCUCCAGUUGAGUCAGUUGGCAGCGCCAAGUUUUGAAGAUAGGGCAGCAGAUAUUUCCAAAAUUAAAAACACAACAAUCCUCUGAAGACGGAUGAGGCAAAAACAACACAAUCCUACAAACUAUUACUGACUACAGCCUGCCUAGUUUUCUAGUAAUAACAAAGAAAAUGCCCAAACACUGACUUUUCUGCACUCGUGAUUUUCCAAAUCCUAAAAUUUGAUGGGAAAGUUUUCAUUUUAACUUUCAUAUCAGUUCAGAAUAAAGGCUAACAGCCUGAUAAAUUAAGGUGACCAUAUGUCCUCUUUUACCCGGACAUGUCCUCUUAUUUGGGGGGUGUCCGGGCUGCCCAGGUUUGUCCGGGGAAAGUUUAUAAAAUCAUUCAAAUGUCUCCUGUUUUGUACGUAAGUUUCGAGUUUGUGUCAUGUGGACUUACUGAGUUAGAAGCACCUAAAAGACCCGAUCUGACCCAAAAAACUCUCAAAAUUUAUGUAGUGAGACUUUGUGACUCCGCCCCUGCAUAGUCGUGUCCUCUUUUUGGGGAUUCAAAAGAUGGUAACCCUAGAUUAACUGCUUAUAACUUAAAGUGUUUGCAUCAUAUGCAGUGAUGUUAACCUCCACCCAUAGACUGUAGAUAGAAUGGACAUCGUCUGCCUCCUCGCUGGGUGAAGCCACUGCGAGAACAGCACCCUCUGGUGACAGGCUGCAGUAUAGGUCAUUAAUCCCGCCUCCUCCAGCAAUCCUUACGGGGCUGUGGACAAACUUUAGAAAUUUAUCACACAGAAUAUAAAUCCUUCUUCCCCUUGGUUGCGAUUUUGACAUGUAGUUACACUAAGACUGGUUUGUGCUCAAGUCCUCGAAGAUUGCGUUUGAUCGCUGUUUGAGCCGAGUGUCAUCACAGCGACUCUCCCGUCGAAUGCGUACAACGCUACUGCGCAAGUGAUGGUUCCAGGAAGUUGAGAGAAUCCUGCAAAUACCAAGAGCAAUCUGGCUUCAAAUUCGUACAAUGACAAGUUGUCCGUAGUAUAUACUGUCUAUGCCUCCACCGUCUGUAGCUCCAUUUUUAGCUGCCACCGUCAUUGUAUUUAGGGUUUGGCCCCAUGAACACGAGCGCAGUUUUCGUCAAUAACAACAACACCCUGUUGCUCUUCAAGACAAAAAGAUGAAAUUGUUGUCACCUCCAAACAAAGAUCAUUAUGAUUGAUUUCUUUUCAGCAAUUAAAGGUAAAAUAACAGCAGCAGCUACACGACAAGAAGCAAUAAAGAGGUAUAACCUGCCCGAAAUCCCUGAAAAAUAUUACCCUGACCUGAGGAGAAUGUCAGCUGGAUUGAAAUGGUUUCACCUCUUGAUAAAAAUGUCAGAAGAUAUAGCUGCUCAGGGCUGCGGGAUAUGGGCUGUUUUUUAUUGAGAUAGUUUGGAAGUGCUGCGUCCUUGAAGGCGAGACAAACGAUAUGAUGCAUGAAGGGCUGCUCUUGUCCUUUUUCAGGGAGUUUGCUGGAACAUAAUGUAGGGUACAAGCAGAGGACUUCUGCUGUUUCAGAGGAGGAGCAGACCUCUGAGUCCCCGGGGACGUAAAAAAAAAAAAAAAGUGUGAAAGAGCUCGACACAGCAUAUUUCACCGCCGUACGGGAAGGUUGUGGGCAGCAGGGAAUCUAUGGAGGCUAAUUUAGUCCGUCAUUGUUUGGAGGAGUACAAACACUCUUCAGUGUUUAGGGAGGAUUAUUUAAGCCUUCUCCGUGGAUUCAGCUAAAAGCAUCCAUUAUUGAUAGAAGACAUUUAAUUUCUGUUACAUUAAAUAUUACCCCUGAGUUCUGACAGCUCUUUGAUGAAAUGAGAUCAGAUAUUUUUCACACGGUUUCACACGCUUCGCCGCUUUCUGAUGCUCCCCUGUGAGGCCUCCGGAGUGAGACGACAAACUUGUCAUUUUUUUGACGUGCGAAUCUUUUGACCAGAUUUGAAGUUCGACUUCUUCAAAGCGGACUGAAGGCAAGAAUUAAGUUUCAAAGAGAGCGAGAGUAAAAAAAAAACAGAACCGCAGACAAAGCGGAGAAUGAAUGAAAUGAGAGCAAACAGAGCUGGUUUGUCGGUGUUAAAGGACAUGUUUGUGGGGAAACAAUGUGACACACGGGGUCUAGCCUCCGCUUUGUGUCGGCUUGUUGGCUGCGCUGGUCGAACACUUCUCACGCCAGCCUUCGCUGAAGCUGCAGCUGAUCUGAACUAUCAAAUAAUUGGCGGCGUUGCCUUCUGGGAAAGCUUCUCCGUUUUGUUUUCUGGCUGAUUGGCCGUGUUUACACCUCUGUGACAGCGGCUCUUUGCUCACACCGGUGCGGAGCAUCAUUAAAUGAACAAUAUGAAACCCCCUUAACUCCGGGCCCUUCGCAGGAGUCUGUGUAUUGUUCAGCCAGAGGAGACCUAUAACACACACACACACACACACACACACACACACACUCUCAAAAGAUGUAAUACAGUAUCCUGGUCAUGUGUUGGGGCCAGAUGAAAUUGGAUUUACCACCUCCGCAGCUCAGAGUGGAUGUCAAGGGCAUGAGCAGGAGCAGAGAAUUUAAAGACAUGUAAAUAAAUUACAGAUGGGCUGCCAUUGUGGCUUCUAUAAUGCCGCCAAGGGCCAUUUGGCAGAGGAGCGUGUUGUCCUGUUCGAGAGCCAUACCAGCACAGCCAGGAGCUUUGUCCUUGUGUCGGCUUUGAGAGUCCCUGCCAGCUGGAUCCCGCCCAGUCCCAGAAUGUGUGCUUCCACUCCCCUCCCAGCACCGGCAGCACUCGUUUUCAAGAGGUACAACAGAAUGAAAUUGCAUCCAUAUGAGGAGGACUCCGGGAUGAAGAGCUCAUUUCCUGUCUGUUUGGGUGUCUCUUGACAGCCUUUGUUUAAUGGUGUCAAAUCACAAGACACUUCCAAGGUGAUGGAUAAAUACUCCCUCACAUCCACUGUGCUGCUUUUACCUCCAAAAAACACGAUCUGUAUUCCUACUUCGUCGCAGGCCUGCCAGUUCGCUACGAUGAUGAUGGACUGCGCUGUCUCGUCUGCCAUGUAGGCAUCGCACAAAGCUAACGAGAUGGCAGCAGCAGCAGCAGCCCGUAUGUUUGGAAGGAGCAGCCAGGCUUUUUGAAUACAAACUAAUGGUUUUUAAAUGCUACCUCGCUCCUUAUUGCUUAUGUUUCCGGCCACUGAUGGUUACAAAGUGGUCGUCUCUUCCUUCGGGUUGAUUGAUCACUUAAAGUGCAGACCACUCGGGAAGCUAUUUCUGCUCAACGUAGAGUUCCCUCAAACCUCUUCAACGUCACCGCAAGAGUGUAGCUGGUGCACCAUGGGUACUUUAUUUUUCCCCCCUCUCUUGGUCUAUCUCUGUCCUUCACCCUCUACUCUUUCUCAGCAUGGACUCAUACGCGGCCCUUUUCUAACCUCUCUGGUUACUGCAGUAUUAUUUACGUUGCUCUCACUCUUUAGCUCUCUAUUUCAUGCUUGUUUCACCUUUCCCCUAUUUCUGCUUUCUGUCCUCCCCUCCAUGCUCCGUGUCCUUCCUCUCCCCUUCUCCAGCUCCUUCCCUCUCUCUCCCCUCCAGUGUGCUCAUUGCCGUCUCUGAGCAGGAAAAAAAAAAAUAGAUUGGGCUGGUACCCAGUGACCCGAGGAGUGGACCUGGGCUCGGCCAGAAAGCGAGAAAGAGAGGACAGAUGAAAGAAAAAGAGAGAGAGACAGAAACAGGGAGAAACAGGGCGGAAAGCCCGGCAUCAGCAGGGAUUUAGUUUUGUCAAACAGGAAGUCUGGGGAACUAAAGGACAGACAGAAGGGUUAUUUCAGUCUGCUCCUCUGUUAAGUCAUUGUUUUCACUGCCAUGGAGGCUGGCGUGCUGCUUUUUCGGGUUGUUUUUGUCACUCAGAAAGAACUGUUCCAAAAAUGUGUCUGGGUUUGUGUCCGUCAUUAAUGUGGCAGUAAAAACAGGGCGAGGGCGCCGGGCAGUCCUCCAGAAUGAAUGAAUCUGGGACUUUAAUUUGGCCGUGAUAAUUGAAACUUUAAACCGAGUAAUGGUGUUGAACAUUUGCAGACUAAUACGCACAGAGACUGACUUUGGUUACACAAAAUGAACCAGCACUCUUUUUUUUAAUUAUUAAUCUUCGGAAACAUCGAUCUGGAUCAGCUGGUGGAGUGGACACCCCCACUGGUCAUAGGAUUGAUUCCCAGUCCGGGCAUGUUUGGUGCAUCAUGUCAUUCUCUGUCUGUCUCAAGCUGGAUAAUGAAAAUAAAGGCACAAAGCCCAAAAAAACAAUGAGAAUAAAAGAUAAUUGUUUGGGCCUUUUGCCUUUUAUUUUGAUAGACACAGGAAAUGACAUCCACCAAACAUGCCAGGACCUGGAAACGAUGCUACGACCAGUACGGUGAGGACUCUCCAAACAUGAGCAGACCAAUCAGCUAGUUCAUGUUUAUUUUGUCUGGCAGGUUGGUCUUGGAUUGCUGGACCAAUCAUUAUUCUUCAUUUGGAAAUGGGGUGGGUUCUACGAGAUGACAACACAAAGGUGCCACUUGGCCUUUUUGUAAACAACCAAAGGAGGUCCGUGAAAUUCUGCUGUUGCAGCCAUUUUUAGGUAUUUUCACACCUGAAAGUCCCGACCAAGGUCCAAACCAUUACAUUACAUUGUCUACAUUUGGUUUGUCCGUUUAGGUUUCACACUGUCAUUAUUGCAAACAGACUAACAGACUUUACAUGACAUCAUCAACUACGUGCUUUGUGUCUCUGUAGUUUACAUUAAUUGGUCAUUUGGCUGAUGGGCGUCUGACGUCAACACAUUGAAAAGCGUGAGACUUCAGUGGAUGCAAUCGUCGUUCCCACCAUCGUACGAUUUUUGAUUACCUACCUCCAACAGCGACAACUUGAAGAGCUGAACAUGAGGCUGGUCUGAGGAAGUCUCAUGAAUUUGAUCAAUACACAAUGACUACAUCGACAUUGAGAGGAAAAGAUGCAAUCCUGCGAGUCAUUGCAACACCGGCUUGGUGUUGUAUGUGUAAUAAAACUCUUGAAAUGAUAAGCUGUCAUUAGUGAAGUAUAAGUUUAUCUACAAUAUUAUAAAAUUUCUCGUAAUUGGACAAUCUCCAUUCAAUAUAAUAACAGAAACUUGCACUCCUUGUGUCAUCUUUGGUGUGAAGGUCAGAACCUUUCAAAAUAAUGCUUUCACACUGGGCAUUAACAGUUAGGGCAUUUCAGUUUGGUCCAGACCUAGACCAUCUCUUUUGGUCUGGACCAAGGUCCCAGGGAGGUUUCACACCCAUCAUUGUGGUUCAGACCAAACAGAGAAGUCCAAGAGUCUGGUCCAAACAACAUAGGUGUGAAAGCCCCCUUAAAUGAACUAGUUGAUGUGAUGCUGCUGCCUGCUGCUGCGUCGCUCAGAGGGGUUGUAGGUCACUCCAUUCGCACCCUGGAAAAAAGUAAACAAACGGCACACAUCUCGACCUCUUCGUGAAGUUGAAUUGGUGUGCUGUUGUCAAGCUAGGCAAAAACUGCAGGGGUGUCUGCUGACAACUAAGCAACACCCUUCAACAGACCUUCUUUGAGUUUACUGUUAGUUUUCCACUUUUGGACAUUUUGUUACUGGCCGGCAAAUCAAUUAAUCAACUGGACUAAUCGGUCAGCUCGGUCAGGGAGUACUCAGCAACUGAAGUGCUUUGAGCUAAAUGCCAACGUCAGCUCCAAACACAAAGUAACGCUGUUUUACUAUUCUUCAGGUAUGAGGUGAAAGGUCAGAGAAAAAUGUGACCCUGUAAUAAAAGGAAAAUCCAUCAGAUCACCCUGCGCAUAUUUGUGUAGAUAUUUCAGCCUGAAUGAAAACGACAGACCCUCCUUGACUAAAAAUCAAACUGACAUUUUCAUUAAUACCGAAAAGAAGUGUUAGCUGUAUCAGGAGCCUUAUUAAUCUGAGACUUUCCUGCACUGAUUAAUCAGGAUGUAACCCCCCCCUCUGCUUAAACAGAGAAGGUGAGGCAGACGCAAAAGUAAUUGUUAAGUCGUAUCACGUCUUUCCUGCUGACACCUAAAGCGGCGAAUAUGUGUGAAGGGAUGAAUCACAGCUCAGACAGAUGCUUAACAGAUGGUGAAGGCUCCGCUUCUCAGUAUCGCCGCUGACACACAUUGUGGAGGGCAUGUUGGGUGUCAAAGCCCUGGCCUGUAUUUACGGUGAGCCAUACUUUAGUCAUAGGUAGGGGGGAUACGAGAAUAAACCCCUCUCCUGCAGUUUGAGCCGUCUGAGUCCUUGUUUCUGUGGCGGAUAAAUAAAUCUCCGAGUGUGAUCAGAAACAAAAGCAGAGAACAAGGAGGAGAAGAAAAAAAAAAGCUGUUUUUCCAAACUUCAGCACGUGUUUUGUCUAAUUAGCAAUGAAGAAGAUGGAAAGCCCACGUUUGACCUGUAAGACAUCUCCGAGGGAGUGGGAGGGCAUGAGUCGGCUGAAUAAAUGAAUAAGUAUGGAUCAGAUGGAUUGGGUCUGAGCCCUGCGGGAUAAAGUAGUUCUCUCAGUAUUCAGACCCUGUUUUACAGUCUCAGAGGCACCGUGCCUUUAACACUACAGUUAAUUAUACCCUGUUUUUCCUAGUGAGGGGGAAUGCGGGGUCAAUAGUCUUUUGUGCCGCCUUCAGAUGGGUCAGCUGGCAGGCCGGCAAAGAAACCGAAUAUGUCUGGAUGUAUGGAGCCGGAUCUGCGAAUAAAACAGCAGCGUAGAAUAGCCGAGGGAGACGUUUAUUUUUGGAAAAAGGAAUCCGCAGUAAUUGCCUGUCUUUGGUUUCUUUAGCCUCAAACCAUAUGUGCAUUAUAAUGUAAACUUCCAUAUCUGUAAGAGGCAGUACGAACACCCACUGUACUAUUCGUCAUUUUCCUCCUUUUGUCCCCUCUGAUUCGAGUAUGUCUCGUUUAAUUUGACUCUACCUCUCUCUCUCUCUCUGUGUGUCUGAGUAUCUCCUGCAUCUCAACCCUAAAGGGCCAGGAAUAGCUUCAAGAGCCGAGUGAAGAGCCCGAGCUCUCAGAGAUGGUAAUGCGUGGAAAAAAGAGCCGCCUCUGUUUCCGGGAGAAUUAGAUCAGGGUCAGCGUGCGGGGGUCUGGGAGACGCUUUGUCCCUCAGUGGGUCACACGCACUCGUGCAGACAGGUGAAGGUGGCGUAAAAGGCAGCUGAAGAGGACAAAGGUCACAUGUGCACACGCAUUUGUCUGUCACAAAGUGUCGUGCGGUGUGUUAAUGACUCAGUGACCGAGUUGGAUGUGUGAAAGAGAUGUGUGUGAAUUUGUUCCCUCUCGUGUCUUUGCGUGUCGCCUGAACGCCGCUCACUGAGGCCAGCCAGUGCGUGUGUCUCUUCUGUCCGCCUUAAGUAACGCUGGGAAUUUGGGGUGAAUGUAUUCCUCCCCCCUGUCCACACUCCCACCCUGCUCCCUCAAUUACUUCUACUCCAAGUUUAAUUCUGAGGCUUUUUUAAUGAGCCCGCCUGCAUGUGUUUCACCAGAGAAGGUACUUGAAUUUAAUACAUUUCACACCGCUUUCCUUUUGUUGUCUUUACAGCAGCGCAGUAAAAUCUAUAUUUGGCUUGUGAUUGUGCAUGCUAACAGAGUCACAGAUUUUCCCCUUAUGUGCUCAGCUUAUAUAAAUUAGAAGCAGCAAGACCCUCGAGAGAGUGAGUGUUUGUUUGUUUACUGAUCAAUACAAAUAAGACUUCAUUUGAAGGCGAGGAGUGUGUUGAGGGUUUUUUUUUUUUUUUUUUGAAGCCUUGCAGAAACGAAGCAUCAAAGGCACCUUGGUGUAGGAAUAAGCAGAAUGUCACUCCCGUCAUUACCAUAAAAUGACAACCCUGUAAUUGUGGCGCAUGAAAUUACGUCUCAGGCGAGAAAAAGUGUGCAUUCUUCAGUUUUAAUCUCUGUUUUCGAAGGGCCACGUCGGAGACCGAGGAGGGGUCGGUGUUUGGGUGGAAGGCGACGCGCUGUGUGACUCCAGUUUGGCUUUGCUUCCCAGACUCUCAUUCCAGCUGGUCAGCAGCAGUUGGGUGGGCUUUCCCAUUAUGAGAUCUUGUUUCCACAGCAGCAGGGGGUGCAGACCCAAAGGAGAGAGAGAGAGGGAGGGAGAGAGGGAGGGUCAACAUUUGCAGAAAUCCCCCCGGAGUCGCGCAGAAGCCAGUGUCUGAUGCUUAAAAUAAACAAGCGAAGCUACAAUUUUCCCUCGCGUUCGAGAAGAAAACACUCCCACCACCGCUUUUCGCGAAUAAUCAGUCCAGCGGCUCUCACAGUCUAUUUUUAUCAUCUGUGAGCAGAUUGUUGUCAACUGUUAAACAGCACCUUGUUGACUGGCCUCUCCGUGAACCCAGGAGAGAUCAGAAUCCAGCAGAUACACAGCAAGACAUAAUCAAAGCUCGGACAGAAAGAGCUAGGAGAAGAUAUGUGAGAGCUUGUACUCCAUCCAGCCAGCCAGUAGAGGAAGGGCGCUCUAAAAUAAGAAGCCCCGUUUAGUUUACUAUAAGACAAAGCUGCGGGAUGUAUUUUGAGCCACUCUUGCUCUGUGGAAACAUAACACAAGAUCUGAGGAAUGCACAAAGUGAGCUUCAUCCCAGACAGAGCCUGAGGAGGCUAUAAACAGGACAGAAGACGAGCUCUACCCAUAUUUGUAUGUGUUUAUGAAGAUCUGCUGCAGCUGAUGGCCUUAUAUAGGUUUGUGGGGAAGAAACGGCUCAGCGGAAGAGUCGGAGGAACUUCUGAGAAGACGCGUCAGAUACAGUUAGAGAAGGCCUGGAUCAUGGGGGUAAUGAUAUCAGCUGUGAUACCGUAUCUCUCUCCUCACCUGUUAUACAAGCAGAGAACAUUAGCGAGACAAUCUGCCCUCCACGCCCUCGCCGCCUCCUCCUCCUCCUCUGCAGCUUUCAUGCACUUUAUUACCAUUACUUACAUAUUCUCUUUGCCGGUUCACUUCUCUGACUCAUGUGCGUGUUCUUUUUUGUUGGAACGGAAACAAAAUGUCACAGGAAAAAAAAGUGAAAGCGCAUAGUUUUGCUCUUUUCCAAAGGGAGCCGUGGGACAAAGGUUUUCUUUGAUCCGGCACAGUCACUUCCAUCUCUGUACUGGUUUUGGAUCUGGACUAGCCUGAGCCCCCCGCCCAGGGUUGUUCUCCCAGGCCUGUCGUGCCAACUGCAACCAGUUCUCGGCCUGUUGUCUCCCUGGGUGGGGAGGUUCCCAUGGCAACGGCGACCUGGCUGUGGUUACAGUUCCCGUGGAUCAUUGCAGGAAGUUUUUUGUGGGAGUGAUGUGGAGUCACACUGUGAACUUUUUAAUCCCACAUUCCUGCUGAUGUCUCUAGUGGGAGAGGUUGUGAAUGAAUUGAAAUGAUUCACUUGAGCAAGGUGUUACUUCAGGCAGGCCAGACAGAGAAGCUCAAACCAAAAAUAUAAAGGAUCCGUGUUGAGCGCGUUCCGUCAGCGUCGCGUAUCUCCUCCGUCGAGCAGCGCUGUCUCUCGCAGUCAGGAUACAUAUUUGGAGCUUGUAGCAGCAGCGUAGUGCUGCCCCUGUCAGCUGGGCUCAGUAUAGAGGAAACAACAGGUUGUUUUUCCUUUCUGUGGUCGAUUUCCUGCUAAUUUGGAUAUAAUUCCUCGACUGUUGAGCCUCUACUGUAUAUGAAAAGCAACAUGAUUGUACAGUUUCUGUUUUUGCAGGUUUACUCGUGUUUAAUAAAGUAAACUGUGUUCCUUCAGACAGAGUUUGCAGUUAAUAGUCCUGUUGGGGUCCACAUGGAUCAGGGAUCCUGAUAAAUCCAGAACCAGAAAGUAUUUCUCAUCAACACAAACUGAUACACAGUCAGGAGUCCACAUAUGGUGUUUUAUUUUGAAAUUUACCGGAUGACAUGCACGGUUUUCGUGCUUAACAUCCUGUCUAGAACGAUCUUCUCUUUGUAGAUUGAAGCGUGUUGGAAGCGUAGAGCAGCAAAAAUUGACUAGAGUGGCAACCUAUUUGCUGUGUGAUACGCGAUGCUGGUUUACACGCUCAAUAUGUAUCCUGUAUGUUUUAGCCUUCAGCCCACGAUACUUAAUUGGCAAACGUAAAAAAUGGCUGCUCACUAUAAAAUGCUUUAGACUGCCUACAUUUGCUGCUUCCUCCACAAACCCGUUUUCCACUUCCUCCCUUUUAUGCUUUUACCCUCCGGGUCUUUGCUGCUGCUCCUCCUGCCUUUGCUUAAAAGUGAGAGGAGGUGUGAUCUUCUUACCUCAGACGUACGUGGGAGGGUAGUGAGCUCUCAGGACAGAGCUACACCCCCACAGAUACAACUCACUGCAUAAAAAUGAAUAAUUGUCUCUGACUAAAAUGGUCCUGACUGAACUGAGAGUUAUUCUUGCUCAAAAACCAGAACACCAAUCUUUAAAUGUAAACACUGACCACCAUCAUCCGUCUGCCUUUGGUUCUGACUGAUAUUUAUAAAACGCACAAAUCUACUCAGAGGAGAAAUUGUGAUGGAGUACAUUUUCCGGCAGUGUUUGAGCUGGUCUUCUAUCCAACAUCUGAAAAAUAUUGAUCUUUUUUUAAUGAAAUAUAUGAGCUCCACUUCCUCUCUCUCUCUCCUUGUGUUUGAGUCUGAGUCUGAAGAGUGAAUUGGAAGGAAACCAGAAGCUUUUAACAGACACAACUAAAGAUCAGGAUGGACGCAGUUAAGGUGAAGCAGAAUGGAUCCCAGGAUUUGUAAUUACAGAGUGAUUAGAAACCGAGCCAAACCCUUUGGCCUGAUCACUUACGUCUACUUAUCUCCUGCAGCGCCAGCGAAAAGACUCGAUCAUUAGUAAAUGUGUGGCUAUCAUGACUGUCCUGUAGCAUUGUUCUUUUGUCAGCGUUCCCCCGGGGAGACUCCCUCUCUUACAGCCUACUGUGUCUCUUCAGGAGCACAGAAACUGAAGAUGGGCUGUCAGAAUAGCUUUUCAAAUCCAGUUUGUCUCCUCCGCAAAGCACGCACUUCAUGUGAUUACAUCAGGGGGGGAAAAUACACGAAAAAAUGGAGAUGGAGCUGAUUGCUUGUCAUAUCACCAUAGUUUCGAUGGCUGGAUGGAGGGUUCUGACAAUGUGAUGGUAGGUUAGAAGUCGGUGUUAUUUUCCCUAACGUCCAGAGUCUCUGAGAGAGCUGCUGGAUCAUGAAGAGAAGUCCUUCAAAGCUGUUCUGCCCAACAUGUUUCAGCCUGACCGUGAUGUGCUUCUCCAUCUGACGUUUGAAGAUAACCACGGAGUAAGUGGCCGGCCAGAGUGGGCUUUCUUUUUUUUCCCCGAACGGAGAGCACUCAGCCUCUCUCAUGAUGGAUGCAGAACGGCUCGUCAUGUGCAAAGAGGGAGAUAAUAGGAGCAGAGGAGUCACAGGCACUUCAGCUGAUAACAGGGUGCAGGCUGUCAAUCACACAGCGGAGUGGACGAGGCGUAGGUUGUACUGUUUUCAUUCCCCGCUUGAUGUCUGAUUUUUGAUUUGAUGUUACACAGACGUCUUUCUCUCACAGUCACUCAAGUGUUACUCAAUAUUGUUUUUCCGCCCCUGUAAAUGCAUCAGCGCUCUGCUGUGAGGUUCACAGGGGGCUAUUACAGAGGUGGGUGCGUCUGACAUCCGUCAUUCAGUAGUUACUCUGCACACCAGCCAUGAACAGCAGUGACAUUGAGGUGAGUCUGUAAGCCAUCCGGUUACUCGGAGCCGGAGCUGCAUGCACAAAAUGUCAAUAAAGACAGAGACAGCUGUGUGCUGCACAGAGACCCUGCAAUAUCCUGCUGGGUUUUGACCACUAAAUGUCCAUUAUUAUCUCAGCAUCUCUCCUCCAGCCUCCACUGUGUCUGCAGCCUUCAGAUCAUUUAGAUUCCACUUCCCCGGGCAAAGCAGUUGAAGAUGAGUUAUCCAUUACUUUGCCUGUCAAAAAGGCAGAGAAACAGCUGAAAAGCAUGUGGACUCGCUGGCUGUUGAUCUGAGCGGGAAAUGUCCUCGAGGACAUGAGCGCCGUUUUAUUAUGUAUCUUGGCGGAUGCUCGCUGAAUGAUUAGAGCAACUUUUGGAUCAGUCUGCACCACCUCUCCAUAAAAAUCAUCUGGCUGCUCUGCAGUGAAACGUUGAAGCUGUGAAAUGUUGUCACCGUCACUCUGAUACCUUCAUAUUGCAUCAUUCGGAUCUGUGCAGUGAUCUAUGUGUUGAUGCCUCUGAGCAGGCUUUACAUUAAACAGGUGAACAGUGUUUUGAAAAGCAUGUGGAUGAAAUUUAUGCCGCAUUAAGACGUGUGAAGUCAUGUUUCGAUUUUAGUUCCUGGAAAGUAGAUGUUAGGCUUCAACCUGACGCUGAUGAUUUAUGUGUUUUACUAUGAAUGCUAGUUAGAGUGAUUAUGUAUUUGGUGGCAUUUUACAGAAGAGAUUUGGCAGAAAAUAUUAUAUUUUUUAAGUGUUUCAUCAUCUGUACAUAAAAAUAAAUUUGAUUUUGCUGGGGAUAUAUCAGUCAUUAUGUCAGUCUGUUACAGAUCGAACAAUCCUAGGUUUAAACUAGAAAAGCACUCGGAGAGCGCAGACCUCCGCCAAGCAGCUCAUGUCCCCCCUUAUACUGUGAUUCACACCAAAACUUUUACUGUUACGUGUCUUUUAUCAACGUUUAUUUGUGUUUAAACUGGUAUGUUCACUGUUCAUAAUGUACCUAAGACAAGAAAUGCCCUGACCCAGAUUCGAACCCAGGAUCUUCUGACUGUGAGGCGACAGCGCUAACCACUACACCACUGUGCCGCCCAUUGGAUAUCUUUCAGCAUUGAAAAUUCCAACGACACCCUUAUUUUUGUGUGUUCUGGAUCACAGUAUCCAGAAUUUUGUCUGGAUCAGGAUCAACCUUUGACACCUCAUAAAACUCAUUGAGAUCCUUUUGUGUCAUUUUUUACUAAAGACUCUGGACAUUUUUAUAGAGUUAAUGCAAAAAUUCCUAAAUUUGCCCUAUCUCACGACGAUCAAGAAUCCUUCAAAAAAUUCCUGGAUCCAGAAGACGAUCCGGAUCACCACCAAAAUGUAAUGGGAUCCUCCUGGGGCUGAGACGCACCUCUGGUGAAAAUUUCAGGUCAAUCUGUCUGUUACUUUCUCUGUAAAGUUGCUAACAGACCAACAAACAAAUAAACCAACAAACAAACCAACGCUACCGAAAACUUGACCUCCCUGGCGGAGGUAAUAAAUGGCUUGAAUUUGCAGUAUUUAUUAGUGUUUUACAAAGGGUUUAACCUGAGCCAGACCUUACCACAAUGGUAAUCAUAUCACAGUCAUGCUGGCCUGGCAUGACAUGGAUAUAUUUUUUAUAACAUACUGGUAUCGGAUCGGCACUUGGUAUCAGCCGAUACCCACAGCACAUGUAUCGGAAUCGGUAUUGGGAGUGAAAAAUUGGUAUCAGAACAUCUCUAGAUGGUAGAGAAGGUGAAGACUGGGACCCACAAAGUUUAGGAAAGGAACGCCCUUUCGUUAAGAAUGAGCUUUUUAGAUCUACAGAGCAGAGGCUGAGUGAUGGCCUCCAUCUUUUAGAACCAUAUUUCUAUUUGGUGAGUAGUUGCACAAAAUGCAUCAGUUUGAAGAAAAGAAGUCAUCAGUGUGUGUCGUGCAAAAAAUGAAUUUGUAUUGACAGAAGUUUAACUGUGAGUGAGCAGGGUUUCAAUCUGACAGCUAAAUGUCAUUAAAUAUUCCCAUUUCUACUCUGUUUGCUUUUAAAUUGAGCUGCAAAAUCCCAAAAUGGACUUCUGAAUCUCACAUCAUUCAGCCUGAAAACAAAUUCUGAUGUUCUCUGUGGAUGACUGGAUUACUGAAAAAUUUAUACCAUCAGCAGGACUGUUUUUAACAAAGCUUGACACUUUGUGAGUUUGUAGUCGGGUUAAAAAUCAGACCACCUAACUGAAACUGAAAUGGUGUUUUUGUGAUUGUUGGUAAAGUUUGAUUUCUAAAUGCUCAAUAUAGGACUAUCGAUUAAUCGAUAUAUCGGAUUGUUUGACUAUGACGAUGUUCUCCGAGUGCUUUUCUAGUUUUGUGUGUUUCUGUUUUAAAAGAUGAUAGAAAAACUUAUUAAAGUGAAGUUUGGUGAAGUUGUCAUGGAAUAAAAAAUCAAAAUCAAGUUUUCAGAAAAAAAAAAAUCUGGUUUUUAUUUUUGGCCAGAAUCGUGCAGCCCUAGCUCAGUAUUAAUCAAAUAAAAUCCAAUUAGCACUGAGACAGGAAAGACUGGAGAAGCACGAGUCUGACUGCAUUUUAUUUUUAAGGAUUUUAAUUUUUAUCCUGCGUGUACUUUUGCGAGUCUCUCCACUUUUUUGUCUUCUAAUCUUAAUAAUGAAAUAAAAGUAGUAAAUAUGGCUGCUGGUCAACCCACAGCUUUGUUCGCUGUCCUCCAGAGAUACUAACAGUGAUAGACUUAAGAAGCGUCGAGUGCUUUCUCUCCAAGAGUUGUCGGCCAGCUACUGGCAGCUGACGCGUGGAGAUUUCCCCCGGCGGCGUGCGUUUAGUUUGAAAAGACGCACUUACACUCCACAUACGCCACUCCAAACUUCACACAAAAUAAAGGAACGGCGUUUUACAAUUACUCGGAGCGCAGUCACUGUGAAUUGGUUCUCACUGCUGGAAAGCGUGAGGGAUAGCAAUAAGUCAAUAAAGCCCAGAGUAAAAACCUGUACGGUUUGAUAAGAGAAACAGAUACAUGAAUGGGAUGAAGUCGCUCAGUUGUGGCUCCCACAAACGUCUUCAGGAAAGGAUUUUUGAUUUCCUUUAAAGAGAAAAGGCUUUUCCUCUCUGAGACGCAGUCAGACGUUCCCCAGGGUUUUUACAAACAUCCUCUUUCUUGGAACGUAACAGAGCAAAACAACGAUUCAAAGCGGGCUUGUAGUGAAGUAAAAAGCGUUUAAAGGUGUGCCGUCUCGGAGCCAAAGUAUUUGAGCAGUCAUCCUCCUUGCUGCUUAUUGAUGGGCUCUCGGCAGGGUGUUUGUGUGUGUGUGUGUGGAAGACACCUGCCCUGAGCCACGGUGAGCUGUAAUCGUGAUCAAAGCUCAGAUCCGUCAGCUGGGAGCUCGAGAGUGUCCUUGCUCUAAACUUUGUUGUUGUGAGCGUGCUCUGUUCCCCUUGGCGAGCCCUGCAGGCAGCUACACAGGAGUGGAGAGGGAGAGACACGGGGACUGAGAAGGGCAGGGCUCCCACACUUGCCGUCUUAUUGAUCUGUGAGGAGAGAUAAACACUUUAACCUGAGAAACCGGCAGACGACUGUGGCACAUACUCAUUUUUUUUCCCUUUCGAAAUCUUGAUUUGCAUUUUUCUCUGUCUUUCUCCCACAUUAACCUUCUCCUUUUAUCUCCUGUCUUAAAACCCUUCGAAUGAUUGAUCCCACACCGCGCAUUUAGCAAUUAAGGAACCCCCCCCUCCUUCUUCACACACACCUCGCUUAAACAUAUCAUCCGCUAACAUCCGCCUCUAUCUCGGCGCUUUGUGAUAAUUACCCUCUUGUUAGACCUUGAGCUUGAGAAGCAACACCCAACCAAGGGCAGCGUGCCGCGUGCAGAGCCUCGCAGUGAUUCAUUGGCAUGUAUAUGGCUGGCUAUAUAUCUUGAACACGCGGUAAUAGGCGGGGGCGGUGAGGUGAACGUGGGGAAAAUGGGCUGUUGUCGCUUGAGUGGCCGCUAAUGUGGUCUCUCUAGUGAUAACAUGAAACAAUCGGUCCUGUUAUUAUUAUGUUCUCAUGGCCUAAACAAUACAAAUGAAAAGCCCUCAGCUCUACGGGGCGAUUUCAUGAUCAAUAAUGAUUUGUCGAGGGGUGAAACUCGUUUCCCACAGCCCAAGGUGAUGCCUUCAAAUUGCUUGUUUGGCCAACAGUCCGAUGUCCAAGGUGAGAGCGCGCUAACAGGAGCAGCAGCUAGAAACGAUGAGAGCUUCUCACGUAUGUGCAGAUAUCGUCGUGUGUAACCAUGGUGCUUUGUGGAAAAGGUCACAUGUUGGCUGCUUUACUCUACAAGAAGAGAAAAAACCACUCCUCCCUCCUCUCUACACCAUCACAUUGCUUUCUGCUGUGACACGUCAACUGUGAUCCAGACCUAAUCUACCAGGCCAAUAGUGAGGUCCCUGCAGGGAGCUCAGGGGCCCCAGGCCCUGCACCAUUGCAUCAUCCGUCUUCACGACAGGCUACAGGCAGGGGCUGGCCUCGCUCCUGUCCUCUCACGCUCAUAUAUGCAGAGAUAGGACGGGAUUCUGCACCCUGGAGCCUUCAGCUGGUCACCAGGUGGGCACCCGAGCAGCAACCUGUCUCUCCUCUCCGCUCGGUGUGCAAGCGUGGAAAUUAAAAUCAGGGAGGACGACCCUUUUUCCCCGUGGGGGGCCUCCAGCCUCCUCUGAGGCAUCAAGCAGGCGUGACCGUGCUCGCUCUCUCAGAGGUGGCGAUGAGCAAAUAUCUCAAGAAGUCAUUUUCCCCGGCUGUGCUGUUCCUGCAGUUUCCAAUUUCACUUCAGGUUUCAUUUUGUUUUGGAAGCUGCUAGCAUAUCAUACAUAAAUGUUUGCUGAAACAACAUUUAACAUUUCUGUUUUCCUCCUGCUGUAAACUUCACUCAUUCAGUUGUCCCGUCGCCAGGAUGGAGCAAACAAUCAGCCUCGCACUUAUGCAAACGCACGCACACGCGGCGCAGAGGCUGCCAAAGAUGCUGCAAGCCUGUGUGUUUGUUCUCUAUUACUCUGAGAUUUAAGAGGGACAAAGAAAUGUUUGCAAGUCAUUUUUAUUCCGUUUUUUUUUUUUACCCAGAAUUUUUCAGACAAUUCAUCCAUCUUACUGUAGUUUGAAGCUCUGCAGUCUUUUUCAGCAGCUUUGUGAGAAUCUUCAGAAGUCUUUGCAUGAACAGAUUAAAAAGAAGUUAUUCACUCUGGUCUACAAUAAAGUAGGGCUGCAUGAUGAAUCGAUUUUAAAUCAUAAUCGGAUUAUUAGAUUAUGACAAUGUUAAAAAAAAUUAAAUUGUCAAAUUGAUUUUCCUCUCAAUCAUGUUUGCGCCACUGUAGGCUCCACCUUCCUGUAUAAACAAACAUGGCGUUUGCAAAAGAAGGUGGUAAUUUCGUGGCUAAAUAGGACAAGAGCAAGUCAGUCGUGUUGAAUUGGUACAGCUUUGCAGCAAGAAGUGGUUUGCUCUUUGUUCGAAACUGCGAAGUCUGUCUGAAGGCGGUAUCAACCCGUCCACACGGAAACGAAUUCAGGAGUAAACGCGAAUGUUUUCUGUCGUAUUGGCGUUUCAUCCACAAGGAAACAGCGUUUUCGGGUGACUGACUAUAAAUCCGUUAACGACGACCAUUUCAUCUCUGUGUGGAUGUCUAUCUGCAUCUCUGGAAACGAUCAUGUGACACACAGCGUGAGUCUUAUAUGGCGCCUGUGUGUGUCCGGCUAUGCUUUGCUCUGUACUCUUCCGCUGUCUUUCGUGCAUGUACUACAUCGUUUUCAGUGGUUUCAGUUUGAGAGAUGAUAGAAAAACUUUCUAAAAAAAUUGACAUCAAAAAUCGACUUUUCAGAAAAAACUUUUAUUUUCAGCCAAAAUCGCGCAGCUCUACAAUAAAGAUACUGUUUUAUUUUCGUUUCCUCUUGAUUGUUUUAUACGGACACGCAGUCGGAUUCAAUCUUCUCCAUCCUGCAGCACAAAGACAGCCACACUCUCGGUCAGUUGUUUACUCUGGCAAGUACGCUCGGAAAGUCCUGCAUUCGUGGUCAAGUGAGUGACAUGUUGCCUCAGACAAAGCUGACAGAGCUGCUGGAGGUCUAGCCGACUGUUUGUCCCUUUUAGAGAGGAAGUCAAACACAGCUUUAACAAACUUCAACUUCACACCAGAGUGGAGGAGACAAACAUGGCCAGAUGCCGAUGAAUCAUCUGAUUAGAAAUAACCCACUUUACUGUUUUUAAUGUAUUUCCGCGGAAUAAAAUAAACCAUGAAAUGAAGCGUCGGAGAUAGCGGCUCGACUUAAACCCUCCUCUUCCUCUUCCUCCUCUCUGCGCUCACACACUGAGUAAAGAAUACAUUAGAGGGUAAUGAAAUAAGGGCAUUUAAAGAUGGAUUCGAAUUGAGUGUCAGUCAAGGGGAGAGGAUCACAUUACCAGUUGUCCGUUGCUGUGACUCUCCUUCCCAUUAAAAGGUAGUAUGAUCUCCUCUCCAAUGCAAUUACGCGGGAAAAGGCCUCAUGUAUGGGCUGCAGCAAUUUCCAGGAAUAAACCCGGAGAAUUUUAUUUAGAUCUACUUGUGCUUAUAGCAGGCCUGUAUGCAAUAUUCAGAGACUUCAUUAAAUCAACAUAUCAUCUUUUGGCCAUGCUUUUCCUGCCCUACAUUUCCCCGCAGAGCGCAUUUACAUGAAAUGAAAGAAAUUCCCACCUACACUCGCUUCGUUUGUAGGUACAAAUCCUUGAAGAACCGGCACAUCUUUAAGUCGAGCUAAAAGGAGAGUCAGGCGUGGAAGUCAAGAGAGGAAAGGAGGUUUUUAAUCAGCCUCUUCCUCUACUCUCUGCCCCAAACCUCAGCUCCCUUACCUCCUCUUCUGGUCUCCCCUCCCUUUUCAGGGGCUGCUGAAGGUUGAAGAGGGGGGGAUGGUUGUUGAAGGAAAAGGGGGCUCUGGAGGCCUCCCGUGGAAUCUCUGCAUACCACCAGGGAAAGUGGGAGGGAUUUUUUUGCCCCCCAGCCAGCAUCAUAAAGUGUGCGGCAACAGCAGCUGGUGUCAGAGAAAAACAGGGAGAGUGGAGCGACGCCCCGCUAUCUCACUUACUAUCUUUUUUAAAUAAAGGCCAGUAAGCAGAGUGGGGGGAGAUUACACACGAGAGCGGAGGAAGGAAGAUGUGGCACCCGUCCCUACAGCGAAUCACCAGAUGGAGCAGAUCUAAAUCAAGUUCCUCCUGCUAUAAAUACAAUAGAGAGCGGGCAGACACAGGGAAUAAUAAGCAGCAACAUAUGCUGUGGUCAACCUCUGCGGCGAGAACGCAGAGCUGUUUCUCCAUGCUUUGCAUUUCUCCCCUGAAUUCAUCCAUGAAGGCGCUCAGUUUAGCACGCACCACAGCAGAGGAAGCCCACGGCAGCAGGACAUGCCAAUCACAGCAGUGGCCCCGCUUCGGUGUUUUCUCUGCCGGAGGAAAACAAGAAGAAUCCAAUGAAAAUUAAGUUAUGUUAUAAAACGCUGCAUUUCACCUUUAUGGUCUGGCGGCUGCUCGAUAUUACAACAGACUCUGAGCCUCACAGCUGUGUAAUUAAAUGUCCAACAAGGGGCUAGUUGGGCUAAAAGCUGCUGUGGUCAUUUUCUUUUCUCUCCUCCUAUCAGGUGUCCUGAUCUUUGGGUGUGUGGAGGAGGAAGGGUUGCCUUUUGUUGGCCCGCGAGGAUCAAUUAAGCCAUCAGGAGGGAGAGACAGUAAUAAGACGUGUAAUGGAAGGUCGCUGCUCCGUGGGGAAGAGUGUAAAAUUCAUCACCGCCUCUUGUUCGCACAUUUAUCACCCAGACAUUACAACUUGUAAUCAGUCACAGAUGUCAGGGGUGGUGCUCGCUCUCCAUCAGGACACAUGUCUUCACGCCGGUGUCAGUUACUCGUGUUUUUUCCUUGAAAUAGUAGCGCUAAAUAAAAUAGCUCUCUUUGACUUAUAAGUGCGAGGUUUUUACACUAAAAUAGGUCAAAACUUGCUUCAGUCGCCUUCUAACGGGAUGUUUUUUUUGCCGAAGAAAGAUACAGUUUUAACAUCUCCCCACAUGAAUCCAGCUUCCAGUCACACCCCCGACACAUAAAGUGUAUCCUUGGGUAUGUGGAUGUGUCAUCCUCACAUUAUAACACAUUCUCCACAUGCCUGUCUGACACCAGGGUCGGGUAAAUCUAUUUGCAGCCUUCCAACCACAUUUAGUUUCACACUUUCUUCCACAGUUUGGUCUCGUCCUGGCGCUGCCGGCGCCCAAAUGGGGGGAAAAACCUAUUUGUUAGAACAAACAGAAGGUCAAAUACAUUAACGAAGGUGUUGGGUGUUUGUUCUCCUCUCAAAUAGUCUCCUUAUGGUGCUGCUUUCAAAUCCAGGAGCUGAUGAUUGAGUUUGCGUGUUGUGUUGCCAAGGUGAAGUGCAGUCCAGUCUGUGCCGACCGAAAAUACCGCCGCUCUGCACCUUGUAAUUUCUGUGUUUUGGAAUAAAAUAGUUUGCUCACACAGCCAAGCCUCAAACUUCAGUCAUUAUGGUCUGGCAGGAAUCUGAGCCGCACUGUAACAGCUGACUGACAGCUCACGCAGUAUUAUAAACCCUUCCUGCACCUGACUGAGUAAACACACUACUGUCAACACCCUCUGUCUGAAUUUAACUUCACAUUUAGCGAAAUAAAAACUGUUUGUGUCAGCUUUGUCAAUUCUCUCAGAGAUGCAGCGUGCAUCUACAGAUUUUAAUAAGUGUCACACACACACAGCUCCUUGUUAAAGUAGUUUCUUCUCGACAGCUUUGACUCACGUCUUCAUCCAAACUGCUCCCCAUAGUUCAGUGAUUGCUUUGCCAGCUGUCAGGCUCAGGCCAUCCUCGGCGGAUGUUUUCUGAAUUUACAAGCUGUAUGCUGAAGCAAGGACUGGAGAUACGCUGCAGCUUCCAGGCAAACUGCAACUUCCUGAGAGAAGAUUUUUAAUAAUGACUCCAUGAUACACAAACGGUUGUAAAUAAUAACUCCAAUUUUCUUACUGUGGCUGACUCUCUCAGGGCCUUUCUCUCCAUAUAUAUGUAUAUAUACAGCGUGUUUAUAGUUCCGAAUGGAAACCCAGUACUUAAGGUUUAUUUGUCCCUCUCCUAUAUCACGCCUCAAUGGGAAACGGUUAUUAAAAAAGCUCGGACAGAGAUCCAAACGCCCAAAAGUAAACAAGCUACUUUUUCUUGAUGCAGACGGGGGCGUGUUAUACACCGAACUUUAUCUUUAGAGCAGAGAAAAAAACAAAAAUAAGCUCUUAUUUCUCAAAAAGGUUGUCAUUUUAUCCAACUUUUAACACUUUAAUAUUUUGAUUAUUUCCAAAAUCAUGAUAUUAGGAUGUGACUCAAUGAGACUCACUGUUAAACCUGACACCUGUGCAACACCUCUCCUUUCUCUGCCUGUUGUUGCCUGACUGUUUGCACCAAAUAUGUUAUCUCUGUGAAUCUCUGGCAAACCCAAACAGCAGGUUCAGACACUGUGAGAUUUCUUAUGUCACAAAUCCAAGCUCCGCCCCCAGAGCCUCACUCUAUUAGAGAAAUAGAGAGGACGAUCACAGAACAAGCAUGUGCGUCAGCGGACUGCAAUACUCUUAAGAAAGCUAUUUAGCUAAUGAUCUUAACUUUCAUCAUGUCCCUUAAGACAUUAGUGUCCAAGAGCUGAAUAACUUCUAUGUUACCUGCUACUUCUACUUCACUGACAAUGUUAGGCUACAAGCUAGCGUGAAGAGGAGUGUGCAGAGCAGAGCUGUCUCUGCCCACGACUCAGAGGUGAAUUGUUAAUAAGCUGCUGGAGCUCUGCAGAAGAAAAACCCUUGAACAUGACAAAGGUAACACGAUUUUGGCUAAAAACUUCAUAAUCACAAUUUAAAGACCACUGAGAACACUUUAAAAAAUGAGUGGGACUUUAAGAACUUAAUCGAGCAGCAUUUUUUCUUAUUUUCUAUCAGGUCAGGAUUAAAAAUGUGUGAUUAGGCGUUGCAGCCAUUCAGGGUGGGCUUCUGAGUUUGCAGCAAUGUCAACCAAAUGCCUACAGGUGUUGUGCAUAACAGUGGAGUAUACAGGUGUUUGCCUGUUCUCUGCACUAUCUCUGCAUACCAGCAACAUCAGCGGCCUUUGUGCAGGACUGCUGCCUGUGUGGGGUCACUCCUGACCGACACUCAAUCACGUUGACAUGCUUAUCUUAUUUUUGGGUUUAAGAACAAGAAUGCGGAAAACUGAACGAAGAAUAGUUGAAAUUUUCAUCCCUAGUUUGUACCAUUGCAACAUGAAGAUACAGCAGUCCUAACUUAAUUUUUUAGCAUCAGCAGCUGCUUCACUCAAUGAUCUUAGCUCUUAAUGAUGAUGUUCCUCUGAAGCAGGAAACUGUUGCUCUCAGGCUGUAUUUUUUAGAUGUGAUUUGGCUUGUCAUGUGUCGACAUAGAGCUGCAUUAAUGAGACGCUGCCUCUGUUAAAUGGGCUGCUUCACAAUGCUUGGCACGCCACAUUUCUCCAGACAUUGGCUUCUCCUUACUGUCAAUACAUGUUUAAGUGAAUCUGUUUGUAGGCUCUGUUUAAAGGAAAUGAGCACGAAACAGUUCAAUCCUGAUUGUUUAGUUUCCAUAAAGCCGAAAAGUAAAACAAGAAAUUAAAAUUCGAUGAAUCGCCCAGCUCUGUCCUGAGGUCAGAGGUCAGUCACCAGCAGAAUGUAUGGUCCACCUGUUGUUCAGUGGGUCUCUAUCCACUUUAAUUGCUCUGGCUGCCUCGCUGUGCUCAGAUUAUGUGUGAACUGGUCUGUAUGUUUGUUUUCUAUACUGGGUAAGGAAGUGUGGGAUUUAUCUGAUCCCUCAAAGCAAAGACAGAGCGUGGAGACGCUGGGAGAGCGGAGACGCUGGGAGAGCCUCGCGGAGCGCUGCCUGCCUGGUUGGCCUUGCCAUAUGGUGCUGGUGAAGGAGCCAGCGCCCGGGGAGGAAGCAGCGUAUGGUGGCAGGAAAUACACAGACACAGCAGAGUGGGCAAAAACAAGACAGUAGAGGAAUGCGAGUCUCUGAGCCGCAAAGCCAAAACAAAAGAUGCGAGACGAGGACCUGGAGUACGAAGGAGACAAAUGAAUGAGAGGAUGAGAAUGAAAAGGGUCAAACAUGACCUUCAGAGUAAAUUAGGAGGUGCGUGGUGAUUCAUUUGCUCCCAGCACAGCCAUGAAGACUAAUGUCUUUCAAUACAUCACUCUGCAUCUUUCCCCCCCUACGUCCUGUCCCAUUUAACACCCGAACAAAAGAGCUCUGAUAAAAAUCUGUUUCCCCCUAAAGUGCCACAAGCUUCUCUUUGAAUUCAUUCAACGUUACCAUCUCAUCAGUGACACUGCCGGUCAGGCCCGCUGCCGUUUGACAUUUCGAAGGCAUUUCUGCUCUGUUCUCUGUUACACUCCCGCAAGAAAGAAAUGAUUGUGGAGCUUUGAGAGGAUGGAUGAGGGACUAAAAGCCCGAGGAGAAAGCAGCCCGGGGAAUCUCUUAGCAGCCCUGAAUGGGUGGCUGAGUAGGUGGGGGUUUCUCUUCUCUAUUUUGUGUGACCUUUUCAGUACGACUCGGAGGAUUUCGGUGCCAUCUGUGCCCUCCGGGUUCCUCUAAUCCCAUUGCUGCUACACUCAGCAGUAAUGGCUACCUUAAACCUUUGCAACAUGCCUCUGAUCUUACUCACACUCUCACAGGAACACACUCCUUCCUUUGUGUCUCCACUGGAGCGCAUCCCAUAUAUCUCCCUUUGCAUUUUUUACUUCUAGAAUUGGAGCCAUUGUCCUCUGGAGUGAUUAAUCGUUAACGCUUACAGUCGGCGUUUCUCUGGAUAUGUGAUUUGUUAGAUUUGUAAGAAGUCGUACGCUGUGUCCUCUCUAAUGAGUACAGUUAGAUAUGCACAUAUUGGUGCAUAUCUAAUUGGCUUUAGACGAAACCAUUUAAAGACGUUUCUUCUGACCUGUAUCACAAAUGCAUUCAUUGUUGCUGCUGUAUCACUCUCACUCUCUCUCUCUCUUUUUCUCUCCAUCCUGAUAAAACCAUUCAGCCGGCACUGCUCCUCUUUUAUUUUUCUCUCUUCUUAACCCUGUCGGACCAACUUUGAAGUACUCCCUCCUCUUAAAAUGGGAAAGUGGAGCCUGGGUGUGUUUGUUGACUCACUUGUGCUGUCAUGUUCCUGUUUCCAGUAUGUGCCGCCAUGCAUGGAGCCUAAAAAAGAAUCCUCUAAAACUGAAUGUUCUGUCUUCACGCUGAGGAGAAGCUUUCUUAUGCUUUGGCUCAAAAGGAGGACAAAAGAAAAUCACAAUGAAGCGCAGAUUUAUGAAUUAAUUCUCCGGUUUUCUCUCUGCGAUUUUCAAAGUCAGCGUUGUUCUUGGUGUUACUGAUUUGCUCUUGGCAUUUGCUGUCUCUUGCAACUUAAUUUCACCUCUUUUUUUAUAACAACCAGAGAUCGCUCUGUGCGUCUGAAAGGGCUCAGCAGUUUGUUUCCUUUGACACUUGCCUCGGCAGCUUAGGUUUCUUCUGCUUUUCUAUUCAUGACUGUUCACCCCUUUUUCCUCUUCUCUGCACUGUACUCCCCUGUGUGGGGAAACCCAGCUCUCAUGCCCUGACUGUGUUUUUCCCCUCCUCUUGGUGAGUGAGAUACAGUGGAUGAUCAAAGUCUUUCCCCCCUCCUCAUUGUAAUGGAAGAAAACAGAAAGGAGCUUCAGGAUAUGGCACAGAUCUCUCUCUGGGAUCGACUCUGUGGACUGCCAGAACAGCUCUUUGUGUUCUUCCCUUUUGUUUAGUCAUGAUAAUUAGACUUAACUGGGAACACCUUUAAAAAUUGGUGCAGACAAAAGAUCUUUCCACAACAAGAGACAACUUGAAGCGAGAGAGCGCCUCACAGAUCGUGAUAUGAAACCCCCUGGGAGUGUUUUUCCUCUCCUAUGAUGAAAUCCUUCACUGUGGAAGGAGGAGGUGAGGAUGGAGAGACUCGGAUUUGAAUGGUAACAGCUGGAUGGAGGAAACUACGGUGGCCCUGAGGUGCAAAACACAACGACGACUCAGAAAACACAACGCAAAAUGAGAAACACAACACAAAAAGAGAAAACACAACGGCAAAUCAGAAAACACAAAAAGAAAAAAACACAACACGAAAAGAGAAAACAUGACGGCAAAUCAGAAAACACAACACAAAAAGAGAAAACAACACAAAAAGAGAAAACACAAUGGUUAAUGUCAUUGUGUUUUCUCUUAUUUUGUGUUUUCUCUUUUUGUUGUUUUCUCUGUUUGUUUUUGUGUUUCCUCUUGUGUUCUCUGUUCUCUUGUCAUUGUAUCUUCUCUUUUAUCGUUGUGUUUUCUCUUUUUGUGUUGUGUUUUCUUUUGCUGUUUUGUGUACUUUUUUUCUUCGUUGUUUUCUUUGUGAUGUGUUUUCUCUUUUUGUUUUUGUGUUUUCUCUUGUUGUGUUUUCUCUCUUUGCCGUUGCGUGUUCUCUUAUUGUCGUUGUCUUUUCCCUUAUUGUGUUUUCUCUUUUUGUGUUGUUUCCUCUUUGCCGUUUGUUUUUUUGUGUGUGUGUUGUGUUUUCUGAUUUGCUGUUGUUUUCCCUAUUUGUUGUUGUGUUUACUCUUGUUGUUUUGUAUUUUCUCUCUUUUUUUGUUUUCUCUUUUGCUAUUGUGUUUCCUCUUGUUGUGUUGUGUUUUGUGAUUUGCUGUUGUGUUUUGCACCUCAGGGCCACCUUAACAAACGUACCCCUGAGAGUCCAGCAGUGAGAGGAGACUAAAACUGAACUGUGUUGGGCCGUACGCCAUAUUUCCUCCUCGGCUGUGAUUUAUUACGGUGACGUUUCAUGCAGGACAGCUUUUUUUGGUGUUUUUCAUUAAAUGUGUAAGCGCUUCCCCGGGGAAUGAUUCAUCGAUAGUUUGCCAGGAUGCAACCAAAGCUCGCCUCUUUAACGUAUGAACCAUCCAAGCAGCCGGAAGAGUUUCCUACCAGGUAUCCCCCCCUCUCCCUCUCUUUCCAUAUCGUCCAUUCAUUCAUCUCUACAUUGAUUUUAAUGGUUGUAGAGAUGGGUUUGUGGGGGUGGGGGGGCGCAACUUUUGAGGGAUGGAUGGUCUGCAGGCUACAAAGUCUGCUCUCAUUUAUAUUUUUUAUAGCCCACAAGGAGAAACAGUAUAUUAUAACACAGCACAACAACACUCCCUCCCUCCUUCCCUCCCUCCCUCCUGGGUGAUGGAUUGUGGGUGAUUGCCUUUGGGGACAAUCAAGCUAAAAGUCACAUUUUCCUCAGACACAUCUUUGCAUGCUGGCGAGAAAACAGAGAGAUCCCAACACCGACCCCUCACACCCCCCGUGAUCAUCAGAUCAGUUGCAGCGGAAGGACAUGCUAACCUUCAGGUUUUAGGGGGGGAGGGGCGGGACUCACCCGGCCAGCGCGCUGAACUCCACCUCUUCUCCAUCUCCAGUUCCCAUGUUCCCAGACAGCAGCAAUUGUGUCUUAAUGAAUUCACUGAAUACUAAUCAGGGAGCCUAAGUCCAGGGGGUGGGGCAGGGCUUGACACUGACAAGGUCCUGGAAGAAUGUGCGGAGGAAUUUCCCCACCAUCACCCACCGCCACUGUCAUUACAUUCCUUCUGAUUGAAGAAACAGCUAAAUGAAAUUGGGUUGAGUCUGAUUUGUAGCUCACGCUGCUGUCCUCCCUCAUUCGUCAGUUAUUGCACUUGUUUGUCUCAUUAUAGACUUGUUAUAUUUCUGUUUUGAUUCAGCGUCUGUCCUGGGGAUACCCUGUGAUUGUUUCACCCUCGCUGACUCUGAAUCGCUCCAAUCCAGCGUGCGUAUAUUUCACAGCCCAGACCCUGUUUAUAUAAAUCUUUCAGCACCACUGGCCAGAGGUUAUAUCCUCUAACAUUAAUCAAGACUCAACAGACUCCUAAUCUUUUAUCCGAGUCCUGUUAGCCUACGGACAAACUCUUUAUGGCUCAAUCAAUCAGACUGACUAGCUCUGAAAUGUCCACUGGUACAUUCUCGGCCGCCUUUGGCAGCGUUUGCAGUCGGUGUGAGGCUGCCAUAACACAGCUACAGUAAUCAACAUCAAGGAGAAAGAUCCAGCCCUGGAAAUAAAAGUUUACGCAUGCAUUUAGCUCUGAUCCUGCUGAGAAACGUCCUUCACAGGGUCUAAGGUCGUGUUCGCACCGAAAGGUCCGUUUUCUGAUACAAACCAAAGCGAGGAUGAUUCAUUAGCAGCGUUUACAUGGGCACAAACAAUCGGAAUAAAUGCCUGAUUAGAAUAAAGAUGCGUCAUGUAAACGUGUCAAUUUUGAUCCAAUUCAGCUCAAUCGGAUAGAAAUUGUAUUCCGAUCGAGAGGGGUGGUUUAUGCCGAUUGUUAUUCCGUGUCCAUGUAAACACUUAUUCCGAUCGUGACUCUCUAACCUGACUCGGUCUUCACUCUUUAGCCUUUGGUUUAUUUAUCAAUGCCAGUUCAGGAGGUUUCAUUAUUAACACUGACAUAAAACACAUCCGCUACUGCCGUGUCUUCUCCUCCGAUAACAUAACAAGGCGUACACACAGCGUAAUAAUGUCACAUCUGCACGCACAGCGCAACCUUUGACAGAACAGUAAAAUAAGUUCUCAAGGAGGCCAUCUCGUGAUAAUAGUUAACUGGGGCAAAAAUUCCUGGAUUAAAUGGAGUAAGCCACUGCCGCUUUGAUUGGUUUGUUGACCGCAUAGGUGUAAAUACAUCUCUUCUUCUUCUGCGGUUGUUUUAGUGAAAUCAGACAACUCUGCGCAUGUCCAAAUGCUACUAAUCUGAAUAAAGUUUGGAGAAUGAAUACAUGAUCCGAUAAUUUGAUUUUGCACCCAUAUAACAGUGGAUUCAGAACAUCCGAACCCUCAUUCGCAUUCACAAAGGCCAAACUCAAACGGUCUAAAAAUUGGCACAUGGCAGCAAAAGCCGUUCGGUGAUUGCUUUUACUGUUAAGGCGGGCAGAUGACAAAUCCCUCGCUAUUUUUACUGUACAUUAUGGAGCAUCGUCUGCUCAUUUUUUUGUUGGUGCUGAUUUGGACUGCAUAUGAGCAGACUUUAACGGACCGCGCCUAUGGAUGGUUCGGAAGACUGCAGCAAUUAAAUAAUGCACGUUGCAGGAGAUGCUCUGCAAUCACAGAAGACAACGGGCAAUAAUAAUAGGGUGACCAUACAUCCUCUUUUACUUGGACAUGUCCUCUGUUUUGGGGGCUGUCUGGCUGGUCUGGGGAAGUUUAUAAAAUCCUCUAAAUGCCUGCGGUUUUGUACAUAAGUUUUGAUAUUUGUGUCACGUGGACUUACUGAGUUAGAAGUGGGUAAAAGACACUCGAUCCGACCUAAAAAACUCUCAAAAUUAAAAAAUUAACUUUGUGUGACUCCAUGACUCUACCCCCGCGUAGUCAUGUCCUCUUUUUAGAAUAUGAAGUCAGAAUAUGUUCACAGUAAAUAGUGAGCCCACCUCAAUAUUUUUUCGAGGUACGCUUUCUGUGAUUGGUGCGGAUGGGGUUCACAACACUCCAGAGUUCACUUGAUAGCGGUCCGAGACCAACCCCUACCAGACAGACCCAAAGCGGUUGACUGAUCCGCACCAGAGUUCGAGGCCAGCGUUCACACCAACCAAAACGAACCGCACCAAGGAGGUAAACGCUCCAGGGUUCAGUGUGAACACGGCCGCAGAGACACACUGAUUCGAUCAAAAUGUGAACAUGAAUGGGACUCUUUGUGGACGUGUGACAGAAGCGAGCCUCCCUGCUUCAGCCUUUAAUGAUCCAAAGUUAAUUUUUUAAGUUUUAUCCAACAAAGAAGAUCUCUGAUCAUGGACGCUGCCGCAGACUGAAGUUUUAUCUCUCAUUUUAAGCCCAUGAAGAGAGUCGAUCAUGUUCAUGAAUACUGAUUGAACUUUUAUAAAGCUCUAUUUGCACGGAACUAAUAUAUCCUGAGGUUGGAAAGUGAUUUGUAUAAUUGAAGGAGAUCACUGAAGAUUUUAAUCCUGAUGUGAGGCUGUCAUGGUUAUAAUUUCAGCGAGAUUCCGGUGCAAAUUACCUGCCACAGCUUGGAGGAGUCAGAGGUUGCUCGAUAAUACUCACUAAUCCCGUGCAAAUUGAAUUUGUUUUUUGGCAUCCAGCGGCGUCACACUCUUUGUAUCCGCGAGUUUUUUCCUCUUUGAUAUAAAAGCUGCAGGAAAAUCGCAGAGGUAACUGUAGGGAGAGGUUGUGAACUCGCUCGGGAGGCAAUCUGAAGUUAAGCUUUGUGAAGUGACAAACUACGAGCGUUUCACUUGAUUUGUAAACAGCACUCUGAAUGUAAUUUUCUAUUCCUAAUGUUUGUCAGAAACAAAAGCAGAAAAUGAUUUAUUAUUACAUGAGGUCUGCACACCGAGCCAUUAGUCUUCUCUAAAUUGAGCAAAAGGCAGUGAAAGUGGCAUUUCGCUCCGCACACACCGAACCACUGGUGCAUAAAAAGCUUUGUUCCCACAUCUUGAUGGCUCUGCUUUUUUUCCUCACUGGUUUUCUCUCGUUGAAACAUCUCAGAGGACUCACUCGGGCUACUAUUGAUUUCCAUUCGUCCUUGCUCCAGUGCCAUAAUCUGUGGAUUCAUGCCAUCCCCUGACUCUUCUGACAUAAAGGCCUGCAGCCUGAUUGAAGCCAUAUGUUUGUGGAGGCAUGAGUGUAAUAGAGGUGUUAAGUCUGUGUUAUUAUCUGAAGGCCAGUAAAAGAGCUCACCGUCCCGAUUUAAGGUUCCACAUGUAGCUGAAUAAUCGCUCCAUUGUUAUUCUGCAUUCCUUUAGGUUUUAUUACUUUUAAAUAAAAAUAAAUUCAAGCCACAGAUUCAUUUGAGAUAAUUACGGCUGUUUUCUGUAUUCUUCAUAAUUACCCAUAUAAACGGCUUCGUUUUCAGCCCACCUGCCAACGUGCAACCCUUUUGGGUUUUAAUUUGCGUGGGUUCACACUCAUCCUGCUGCUUUUAUUUCCUCGCCUUAAAUGUUUUUGAUUAACUCUGCCUCUGGGCUUAGCUGACAAAAAAAAAAAAAACUGUUUACCAUGAUGGAGAUUUAAUGAGCGUGCCAGUCAAUGCUCGAACCCAGUCAUCAAAUUUAGCCCGAGCUUGAACCAAGAUGCAAAAAUAAUCAGAGGUUUGGAGGGGGAAAGCCCACGGGCGCUCCACGUCUUUUCCACCUACAUUUUACAGCAACAACCGACAUUUUUAACACCAAACUGAAAUAAACAAGAGUCACCGCUCAUGUCUGCUUUUCCUCGCAGUCAGCAGCUUCGCUUUAUUCUCGACGUGAUUUUAUUACCCGUGGCUUCAAAUGACUCCCUAACAGCAUUGUUAAGGAGACAAGACUUCACCAGGAGGCUGCAGUUUCCCCGCUCGUACAUUUAUCCCAACAUAAUAACAUCAACAUCUAUUUACCGCAGCGCUGUCAGAAAUGGCACAGUGAUAUGGAAGAAUACGAGAAAAAAAUGGUAAAUCUCCGAAAAUGAAAUUGGUGGCCUUUUUCUUGACAUCUGUUUGGUUUCAAUCUGAGGAAUCAUCGGGGCAGAAAUGGCUUUUCAUCCUUGAGCGGACAGGAUAAACCAGAUAUGAUGUGAUUAUGUGGGAUUACAAUACCAAUUUAAUAUCAUACAAAAUGUCAAGAGAACACACACACACACACACACACAGAUUCCUGCACACAACCCGAUCUCUGCCUCUUUGUUGUGUUGCCCUUUUGUAUUGCUUGCAGAUUAUUUGACAUGUUAUAUAAUGUGUUCUCAAUUCACCUUUUCUCCUCCUUCUCAAGGGCUUUAAAAUGUCACCAAAACAGCAAGUGAUGAAAGAGAAACAACCUGAGCGUCAUCCCAUAACCUUUAUCUUAGUCUGACACAAAAGUGAACGAAGAAGAAGAAAGUUUAUAAAGGUAACUUUAGCGAGAGCUGACAUUUUUAAAAAUACCUGGAAUGUGACAGCUUAUGAACUCAGAGGUGUCAACUUCCCUUUUUUUUUUUCAUAUGAAACAAUAGUGCAGAAAAAAAAUAACAAGCAGAAGUUUGGAAAACGCUCUGAUCCUCUUUCUCGCGAAGAGAUAGAUGAGAAGAUUCGCACGCCGCCAUCGGCAAGUUAACACAGUUCACCAGGAUCUGCAAACUAUUUAGAUAAUUAAAGAAACACAGUCUCUCUAAUCAGACUUCACUUUUCAAAGUUUUUUUGCAAACUUGCUGUUGAUCAUAACUUUAAAUUAACGGGGAAAAAAGAGAGCUAUAUUUUUUUUUUGCAAACUAUUCCUCUAAAGCAGUGGCUCCGGAAUCACAAAUUUCUUUAUGUGAAUCUAUUUUCGACUCUUUCGAAGCCUGCAGACCUGAUCAGCUGAUUGGUGGAGGAGUAGUAAUUAGGCUCUCUAACAGUAUAAUGACCAUAUUCUGAAUCCCCAGAAAGAGGACAGUACUACACGUGGAUUUUGAGGAUUUUUCAGGUCAGGUCAGGUCAGGUCAAGUGUUUUUUACAUGCUUCUAACUCAGUUACUGUCUCCGCACAUCAAGCGCGGGUAAAAUCAUUUGCGUGAAUGAAUUACAUGUUAAGUCAAUGCAAAGACGGGGAUUAGAAGCUCCUACUUCUCUUGCAGUGCGAAUUGGGUGUGAGCUGAAAAUGUCUCAACUUGUGUGGAUAUUCGCGUCGCUAUAACUAAUCGUCACAAAGGUUGUGGGGUGAUGUAUGAAAACAGACGGUUCUUGACUGGUGUCGAAAAUGAAGGACAAACUGAUCGUGUUGGUGUGUGGGUGCCCCGAAUUAUAUGAUACCUUUACUCUCGAUUACCGAAACCGGAAUAAAAAGGAGCUUGGCUGGAGGCAAGUGAGUGAGGAAGUCCGAUUACCUGGUAAAUUGUAAAAAACUUUUGUCUAUCACUUGAUCCCGCUGGUUGAAUUGGCGGGGAUUACAGUUGAAAUUACCGUUCACGCGCAAAUGAAGCGAGAAAAUACUGAACAUUCGCACAUCUAGAUUCAUGCAGAUUAAGCAAGUAGAUGAUUUUACUCACGUUAUCUAAUGGCAAAGUAAAACCCUGAACCAUUUUCAGGUAGAGCGACUGUUUCCGUCUUCCUGGAAUGAGCUAAACUCGGUUGUAGAGCUAACCCUGUCUGAGCCAAAUUGAUUGGGAUCUCCUGCGGCUAAUGGGAUUCAGGACCUCAUACAACCCUACUUUAAACAACCAGCCCUUUAAGAAAAUUAUUCAUGUCAAAUCUCAACUUUAAUCCUUUUGAGAUGGUGGAGGAAGAUGAAUCUCUUAAAAAUGGUCAAACCUGCUGCAUUAGCGUUACGUUUCUGCUUUAGAUGCAUGUGUUCUGUAGCGUUGUAAAACUCUUCAGCCGUUUCCGGCCUCUCGAAUGAGCCUCUGGUCCCGCUGAGAUUUCCACUCUCACUGAAUGGUUUUCACAUUACACCCACACAAUGGAGAGCUGGGAGCUAAAGUGACCUGUUAAAACGGGGAGUUUCUGGGUUUUCAGAGAGUAAGGUAAGGCUGCUUUAACUCAGUCCUCGGGGGGUGGAAACUUGGCCUGGUUUGUGUCCCAGAAGGCAGCAGCGUGAAUGCAUCGGGCCUACUUUUUUUUUCUAAAAAACAUGCAACUGAGUACUUUGUACAUUACAAGAGUUGUUUUUUUGACUCGAUCCCUGAAGCGAUGCAUUGUGUUUUAAAAAAAGAAGCUCUUUGUGUUUGUGGUGUGGAGCCGCUCACUCACAUGAUGAGCCCUAGUACUGUCAGAGAGGCAUUUUGAUGUCUGCUGGAGUCUGUGUGGAGGAUGUUAAAACAUUCAUGGCAUAUUUGGAUGCUAUUAACAUGAAUUUUAGGGCUCAGAGUUCAGCGCCUUUGAUUUCCUCUUUGUUUUUUUUUUAAGAGAAACCGAAGCAGAGACCAGCGGCUGAAGGUAGACACUCACUUUUGGACACGUGGCCUGAUGUCAUGCUUCUCUGUCAGCGGGAAGAGGCGGCUGCUCAACACAUCAGACGUGACCCAGUUAGGGAGCUUCACUUGUAGGACCUAUAAAGUGGAUCCUCCCCUCAGGAGGAUUUGUUGUUCUCCUCUCACACAGUCGACCCUCUCACCCUGAGGUUCAAGUCUAGCCUCCUGGUAAUUCAAAUAAAAGUUUCUUAGCAAAGGUUAUGAUCCAGUUUAGCUUUUUUCCUUUGCCAUCAACUAAACGGAUCAUAAUAAACAGUCAUUAACAUACAGCCUGGGCAAGUAUCGUAAAAGCUAAUCCUCCUCACACUCGGCGGCAGAAACUAAUUGUUCCUACUUUGCUUCAUGCUUCAAAUUCCAACACUGGAGUGACUUAAUGAACAAAAGAAAGGUACCAUUGUGAAGAUGAGGAAUUUCUCCUGGAUGCUGCAGAAUUCGUUCCUUUGUUGUAUUUCGUUUGACUCUUAUUUGACGUCUCCGCUGGAAGGAGGAGGAAGAAUGUCCAAUUUGCAAUCUGAGAUCAGAGGAGACGUGGUGGAGGUCGCAGAGAGGCGUGGGUUUGUAGCUGGAAAGAGUGAGGCAUGCGGAGAAAUCUCUGAGCCCUCUUGUGAAAAGCUCAUUCUCCUCACGCAUCCAGAAGAUGUUUUUAUCUUUUUGGAAGUUAUUUGCUUCGUGUUCGGCACACUCCGUUUCAUCUUUAUGCACUCCGUAAACCCAACGCCUCUUUUUUUUCUGCUUUAUGGGUAUCCAGUGUUUAAUGGAGCAGAGACUCAUUUUGCCCUGGUAAUUGGUCUGUUUGUUAAUUACCGGUCGUAGUUGGAAACUGUGUGACAAAUGAAUGGUGUGAUUAGAUAAGACCGGCGCUUUACAGAACGCCUGUAGAAAAAGCUCUGAAACUGAUCAAUACAACACAAGCUGGUGUUUCUGCCCUGGGCGUGUGAGGGGUGACUGAUGGGUGGACAUCAGAGGAAUGAGGCUGUGUUACAGGAGAGUGGCACAAGCUAACAAAUCAGCUCUCACACGACAUCGCUUCGGGCUUGUUUUGGCCUGUUUCAGAGAAAUACGCAUCAAAACUGACAGUGUCGCGUUUAAAGGGAUCUCACUUUUGAUGGUUUUCAAACUUUUAUGUAAUAUUCAGCAUACGCACUAGAUGUGGAACAUGAACGCAACAAGACAUGUUUAUGAUCAUAGGGAGAUGUGGUAGGAGGGCGGUUCAGUGUUCAGGUUUUUUUCUAGUAUCUUAUUCAGUCAUCAUACGGUAGUUUUCACUGUUUUUACAAACUGUCAUUUAAUUUGGGACCUUUUCGCCCCUCUUACACCUUGACUUAGAUGUAUAAUAGUGAACAGUGUGUGUGUUAGGGCUGCAUGAUUUUGGCCAAAAAUAAAAUCCUUAUGUCUUUCUCUGAAAACACGAUUUUUGAUUUCGAUUUUUUAUUCCAUGACAUCUUCACCAAACUUCACUUCAAUAACUAUUUCUAUCGUCUCUCAAAACAAAACCACUGAAAACGAUGUAGUGCAUAUGCCAAGCCAGUAAGUGGCGCUGUAACGCUGCACAGGAAAUACACAAAAGACAGAAGAAGAGUACAGAGCAUGUGUAAAAAGGUAGUUUUGGGCUGACACGAGCAGGCGCCAUAAAAGAGUUACACUGUGUGUCACAUGAUCGUUUCCAGAGAUGUAGAGAGACAUCCACACGGAGAUGAAAUGGUCGUCGUUUACAGAUUUAUACGCUCUCUGACCCGUUUUCAAAAAGUGUGGAUGAAACGGCAAUACGACAAAAACUUAAGUGUUUACUCCUGAAUUCAUUUCCAUAUGGACGGGUUGAUACCGCCUUCAGACAGACUUUGCAGCAGGGAGUGGUUUGCUCUUCAUCUAAAACUGCGAAGUCGUACCAAUUCAACACGACCGACUUGCUCUCGAGCUUUUUAGCCACAAACUUAUCGCCUUCUUUUGCAAACGCCAUGUUCGUUUACACUGGUGUGUUUGUGGGAACUGGGGAGCGCUCCGGCAGGAAGGGGGAGCCUACGGUAGCCUGAAGGCGCGAAAAUCGAUUUGACGAUUUUAAUUUUUUUUACACGGUCAUAAUCAAAUAAUCAGAUUAUGAUUGAAAUCAUGCACCCCUACUCUGGUAGUGAUCGUUAGAAACAGACGGAAGAGUCGACAGCAUGCUGUUUUUAAAGGUGGAAUGGUCAGUAGGGGGAGCUCUGAAUCAUUUGGAUUUGCAGUCAGAGAACACUUAUGACAUCCACUUUAAUAUGCAGUCUGUGAUGAGGGAUUUCAAGGUUACAUGUGUGAAAAUAUCUGCUGAUUAGUCCUACAAGUCAAGAUAAUUACAGCAAAUAAGGCAAACAUGCACAAAAGACAUGACAAAACAGCCUGUUUGCAUUUCAGCAGGAAAAAAAAAUGCAGACCCCACGACCGAACAACGAGGCUUGUCAAGUUAUCUGAUGGUGUUUCGCAGCAGUUUGACCUUUUCUUGUGCAGGCGGUGUACAAAUACCAGAGAGGAGAGGCAGAGACACAUCACAGAGAGAGAGAGAGCGUCCACACACUCUGGAUGAAGAGUCUGAGUCUGAUGAAGAGCUUGUUUGUCACACGGCUCUGCUCCCACUGCCCUGGACACUAAUACAGUUUUCUGUGUUUGAUAUGCAAGUUGUAAAGCAAACAGAGGAACAUGAAAUGGCAUCAGCGCAAGACUUUGGAGCGAAACAUCUUCUGUUUAGUUUGGCAUCACACAGUGGGAUAUAUAAAUAAUACAAACCGUUGUAUUGUUCAACCAGAAAAACCUCUUCUUCUUCUUCUGGUGCACGCCUCUUGUUGCUGUGCAGAAACCCACCCUUACAGGAGUUUAGAUAGUUAAUUUGGUCAAAAUCAGACUGCUUUAAUUAGCAAGCAUUCCCUGGAUUUCUAAUAAAACAACAAAUGCACACUUGGCUUAAAUCUUUUGAAACACCAGUCUUUGGCAGCGGCAUCAAACUUCAGAUGUUCUUUGCAUCUUCUUCAUCCCUCACAGCUCCGAAGUCAUGCCAGCAUUUCAGCCGCAGAUUCUCCAGAUCUUUUUUUCUCGCUGUCUUUAAAACAGACUCGCAGGCAAAAGUUUUCACACAGGAGGGAGCUUUUGAAAACGGCCGUGUUUAUCCUCCCCGAGUCACUGACAGAGAAUCAAACGGUGUGAAAGAAAAAAAAAAAAAAAGCAGGAAUGCAACUUGUACAUGUGGAUGUGUGCUUUGUGUUAUAAGUGAUGGUGAAAACAUGCCUGAACAUGAAGGGCGGUGUUUCAGGUUUGUCGCACGGACUGAUCAGGUUCAGGUGACACUCAAAGUUCACAGGAUUAAUUUCUAUAAUAAUAACUGUAUUAGUGUUUCAUCAUGUUUCCCAUUAAGGGUGUGAAAUGUUAAUUAAAACACCCGUUAACGCCAUCUUUGACAUGAGAAUAGGUCUCAUUAUCACCUCCGCCAAGGAGGUUAUGUUUUCGGUAGCGUUGGUUUGUUUGUUUGUUUGUCUAUUAGCAACUUUACGGAGAAAGUUACUGACGGAUUGACCUGAAAUUUUCACCAGAGGUGCGUCUCAGCCCCAGGAGGAUCCCAUUAAAUUUUGGUGGUGAUCCAGACAAAAUUCUGGAUACUGUGAUCCAGAACCCACAAAACUAAGGGUGUCGUUGGAAUUUUCAAUGCUGAAAGAUAACCAAUGGGCGGCAGAGUGGUGUAGAUAGGCGGCACAGUGGUGUAGUGGUUAGCCUCCUUUUUUAAGCGCCCGUUAUUCCGCCAGUCUCUGGUAUUUUCUUUGUUUUCUUGCUUGUGUUGGCAGUCGUGGCCAAAGGAGGAUUCAGACAAUUUUCCGUACUUUCUGGUUGGUUUCUACUGUCCGAUAUGGAAGCACGCUAACUUUGUUUGGGCUCGUGAACAUUAUUCGAGGAUGUGGAGCGUGCCUCACAACCAAUCAGGAGUUGGAGAGUGCCUUUGUUUACAGUCAGAAAGAGCAGGCCGCACUAACAUUUUAAAAUGUUGACUACACAGGCGUAAGAGAACACGGCGAUAUUGUGAUAUUCCCAAAUGUCAUCAAUAACUAAUAGCUAUUGUCUGAUAUUAAAAGCUUUUUUGUAUAAACACCACUAAAAAAGAUGCUUCUUUAACAGAUUUCUGCCUCCCCUGACUUUAACUUUUAUUUUCAGCUUUAGGAACUGCUUCUUCUGCAGAAAACGGUAACUAAAAGCUGGUACAGACAGUUUCAGAGGAAGCAGUUUGAGUCAUCUAAACUCUGCGUGACGCACGAUAAGUUCAUGACACGAGCUCAGCACAUCACUGUCAUCUUUAACCGUAUCCGGAUACUUUUCACAGCCAGUGUUGUACAACAAGCUCACUCUCUCUAACAGUCAGUGUGUGCAGGCUGGUAUGAGUUAUCCAGUCACUCCAUCCUGUUUGAUUAACGUGAUUGGAUGGGCUCCUUAAAGGGACGAGACAGCCUUGGAUCCCAGAUUUAUUGCUGCAUUUGAUUUACCUAUUUCUGUCUGGGCGUUCGAAGAAUCUGUAAUAAACACAAUAAAAAAGGCUGCCUAAAUAAAUUGCCUACCGUUGCUUUAAUAGAGCUCUAUAGCUGUAUUAGAUUUAACUAUAAUAAAACGUGUGAAACAGAAACUUUGGAUUACGUUCUGAGUCGCAGCUUCUGACUCCUUCUUGCAAAAGCUUUUCACACCCCUGCACUGAAAAUCACCAGAGCAAUAAUUACAGAAGGUAAAUGGAUUGAAUGGUUACAGCUGAAAAGCACGAGCGAUAAGUAGUGUUAAGAACAAGGUCGGAUUCCAGGAAAAUUUGAGGGAUAUAAUUGAAGCCAAAUAUUGAGCAUUAAAUCCCUAAAAGUGUUUCAUUUUUCACGGAGCGGGGGGAUAAGACAGCCGACGCUCUAUUUUGAAAUUUGUUUCACAGACGUAUUGGGGCGUAUCAUUAACACCGACUUUCCUCACUCUUUAAUUCCCUCUCUGUGAUUCUUUUGGGUGUUUCUGCAAAACCAUUCGAUGAGAAAUACGAUUUUCAUAUGAGGGCAUGUGAGGUGGGUUUUUAUUUUGGUGGUGCAGGCUGGCCCUCCCAGGCGUGGGGGGUGCUCUGACACGGUCUUCCCUUUUUCAGAUGAUCUUCCGAGCCCGAAAGGGAAUGUCUUACAUUAAGUGAGCCCAUUCACGCACAUCCUCGCUUCAAUUCCCCUGGCCACCAACCCUCUCUCCAGCUUAGCGGCAGCAGCCUUUUCUCCUUGUCCUCUUUGGCCUUUUGAGUGAUAACCUUGAAUGGUAUUGUCUUGGGGCACUAAGGAGGGUAAAGAAAUUUCUCGGUUCUUGACAGAGAGCAGGAAUGCUUGACAAAAGGCAUCGGCGCUCCUCAAAUCAGAGAGUGAGGGGAUAUGAAAAGGGGGGGCAGUCUUUCAUUCAGGUAAAAAGCGUUGACAGAAAAAGGAUGGGGAACAAUAGAGCAGCUCUGGUGGAAUAAAGCACCUCUCUGUGUGCUUUUUAAAGCAUCCAAAAUGCCAUUUCAAAAGUGAGCUCAACUACAAUGAUGAAAUCAGAGGCAAGGACACGCAGAGGAAAUUCCUCUAUAUUAGAGCAGAUUGUAUGGGUUGAACCCUGAUUGUAUUUGGUUUAGUCCAUUUAUCUGAACUCUUUCCCAGUUCAUAGAGCCGGCUUUCAGAGAACCCAUUAGGCCUCAGAUAGUCGCUGGGAUAUGGAGUACAUGGAGAUCAAUUGAAACUCUAUCUGUGAAUAAGUUGUCUGGCCUCUUGGUUGUUACCCUCUCCUCUUUCUCCUUUUCCUCUGCUGCCAGAAAAGACUAUCAAGCAUCAGCCUGCUGCCAUAGCAACUGAAACAGGACUCUGUGAGGGCGAAGGUUUUACAAAUAGUGUUUGGUGGCGAAAAAAAAAACAAGUACAGUAAACAAACAAACCUCCCAGCCGGCGUAUAAAGAGCAGCUCUUGACUGUCUCUUCAUCUCCCAGAAAGCUGAGGGCAUCUAAAAGUUUGACCUGAGAGAGCUGUUGGUGCUGCCGGAGGAGAGAAAGUAGUUACUGUGGACUGUAAUAACUCUGAGGAAGGAGCACAGAGUGUCUCAGAUUUCUCACAUUUAUGACCUUUUCUUUCUGUCUGUCUAUCUGUCUGUCUCGGGUCCGCGUUGUCACGUGGUUUCCGUGUAGCAGCAGUAACAGCCUUAUGGUGACUCUCAGUCCUCUGCUCAGAGCGGUUCUGCAAUGAUUUCCUGAUGGGACCAUCUGCUCACAGAAAAAAUGGGACGCUUGUUGAGGAUGAUGAUCAUGUCUGAAAUCGAAGAGAACCUUUUUCCGGUUUUUGGAAAAUGAAAUGAAAUUCUCAGAAGAGCUUUUGUUGGAGACAAAUUGGUGUUUUCAUUUUAGAAGCAGGUUAUUUGGGCAGUUUUCUAACCCCAGGCCAGUUGGCACUAAUAACAUGGAUUUGAUGGUGGGCGCACUAUUAUGUAACAUGAUGCAUCUUUGCACUUUGUUUGUUGUUCCAGCUGUAUCAGUUAGAUUUCUAGUAACCCUUUAUUUCCCCAAAGACUAUCUGUAGACAGCGGUUGGUAAGCAUGACCAUUUCAACCGUGUUUGCAUGCAGAGAAUUCUUUGUUUCAGCUGCAGAAAAUUGCUAUUUCUGCAGGGGAUCAUUAGGAUUUAUCUUAUCUAUGAAGUCUAACAUGUGGGGGGAGAGCUUGUGAUGGUGGCGUGACUGCUAGCUUAGUGCUUUUCAAGCUAGAGGGCAGAGCACCAGAUUGAGAAAAAGAGUUUUUGAGAAUUCACGAAAUGGAAAAAGUAUUACGUAAUGAAAAAAACCGUCUUUAUGUGCAAUUUGUACGGUGGCCAACAAGAGAGAUGGAGAAACGCCAAAGUCCAAAACAAAUUGUAACAAACAGGAAAAAUACAUGCACAAUCAGACACAACUGCUAAAACAAAUCAGGACUUUCCAAUAGAAAUACUGCAGGCCUGAAGAAGUGCAGGUUUUUACUAUUUGCAGUGUGUCCUUGCUGUUGCAUUACUUUAACGUCUUUGCAUGUGUUUUUGAUUUUGCAUCAUCUGAACACAUCCACUGCAAAAAAUCUACGUUUUUUUGUCUUGGUAAGGACCAAAUAAUUUGCAGCGUCUCCCAGUGAAAAUGCAGACACGAGAGGUCAGAAGGAAGCAUCACCUCGUUUUAAAAGGUCAAAGACUGACAGGGUUCAGCUCUGUAGGGACUAACUGACGCCCACAUGCUAAAUGACUCAAUUCCCCUGACUGUGUGUGUGUGAGAUUCAGGGCGGUGUCAGCUCAGGUAACUGAGAAAGGCGAUGGAGGAUCAUCUACAACCGCACGUACGGAGAAUCAGAGCCUGAGUUACUGGCCUUCGCGAGUCCACAGAUCUAUGCGGCGUAGCAUAAACACAUCAUGUGAAAACAUUUUGCAUUCCUGUUAAUCUUUCUCUCACAUCCCAGUCAGCAGCCUCCUACCUCUGCCGCUCACUAACCCACAUACGAGUGUGGAGGAUGGGAUUUAAGGGAAUUAACUAUAGAGAGGGAAAAAAAUCAAUCAAUCAAAUAAAUAAAAGCAGAAAGAGUGACAUAGGAGGAGGCAUGAGACUGAGCUGCAUCCCAGCAGUGUGAUUUAUUUCUUUUAUCUGCACUUAUAGGGUUUUUUUUUUCAGUUUGUGUGUCAGUGGAGCCAUGGGAACAUGUCAUUGAUUUCUCCCUCUGCAGACUCUCUGAGUUUAUCCCCCCCAAAAAAACAAAAACAGGCUCUUCACCCGCAAACCUUUGAGCUUUUAUUGUGGUUACACAAUGCAACUGAGCGUAUGUCUUUGUUGUGGCGAUAAUUUCCCUCCUGUCUGCAGUCUCUCUCUCUCUCUCUGUUUUUUUUGUUUCCACAGCUUUCUCUGUCGACAUCAUGAUCUGACCUGAUGUGGAAAAUAUGCUCUGAAGUCUUUCUUCCCUCUUUCUUUCUGUCUCUCUGAGGUGCCUGCUACAGAGCGGCAGCGCUCUCUAGUUUGGAUGAUAACAAACGUGUUAAUCAAAGACUGAUUGAAGAGCCUCAUAAAUCCUGAUUUCACAAAUAGGAGUUUUAACAGCGGUAUGGAAUGGAAUAACAAUAUCUCUGGGAAACAAAGCCACACUCUGCAUGAGUGUUUUUUUUUUGUCCUGCUGCACAGAUAUUGGAUUUGAUUACAUGCCGCUGUAUCUCUCUGCAUUACACAACACUUGAAAGAGAAUAUUUGAUUUGCUUAAAUAUUAAUCAUGAAUACAUUAAAAUGCUCAGAGGCUUUACAGUCUUCUUGACUGUUACAAAUUUAAAUUAAAACACACUCCGUAACAUUAUGUAACUGAGGAUAUUCCAAGGAUUGAGAGCGUGCACCCGGGUUUCCAAAUGCGUUUUUGCACCUCUGAGAGUCGUGGCUCUUUCUGUUAGCAGCUUCUCGCACAGAGACUCACAUCAAAUGCUCCUGUGUGACUCCUGCUCAGCUUGAGGUAGUAAUUUUAGGUCUAAAGCAGAGAUUCUUCUGAGGUUCUCUUAAGGGUCUAAAGAAGAAACGGUCGAGGUUUUUCCCUACAACAAUCCCAUGAUUCCCUCUGAUCCUGAGCUGUAAUGACACAGCCCAGGUUCCAGCCUUUUUUUUAGAUCCCUUCAGUCUCAUCAACAUGCCGACAUCUCACUGAAUUGAUUUUCUACCACAGGUGCCAUCAUCAGCCGCUCUACUUUCUCCCCGAGCUGAGCCCGUGACAUUCUCUGUCCUUCUGGCUCCGACUCGCCGAAAACAAAGAUGUCUUUUUCACUUUUUCCACCCAACCUCUGAUGUUGGCUGCUUUGUGGGGCCCAUCUGCAUUAGCAUGAGGAUUAAUUUCGGCUUGUUAUCUGGCCUUGAUGUAGUUAGGCAGUCCUCGUUGGAAGGCUGGGUUUUCUGGCAUUCCCUUCCUGUGCUGCCAUCCUCACAUCCCAAAAAACUGAUAGCAGGGCAGACACGACCGAGGGGAUUAAGCUAAUGUGAUGGCAGAGCCACCUACCGGGGGGCCCCACGGGGUAAUUUCAAGAGACAGGCCUUGGCAUCCAGGGAAUAACUUGUCAAGACCUGGCUACGGGCUAAUAUUGUGGAUAUUAAUCCUUAAUGUAAUGGCCUUGACUAGAUUUUACUCUUGUCUCUGUGUGCAGCUUUAAGCGCACUCAUAAGUCUCUUUAAUCACUGACAUAAAGCAGUCCCUCAAGGAUUUUCCGGAGUUUUACAGUAAUUAUUGCGUACCAAAAAAUGCUUGUUUUUCUUGCUGUUGCCUCUGUGAGAAAUUGCCAAGCUAUUUGCAUAUGUUCCUCGUUCAUUUGCAGCUAUUUUAUGAGCUGCUGGCAGAGGAGCACUUUGUUUUGUCGCUGUAUAAAUGUGAUGAAGUGUAAAAAAAUCACAAUGUGUGUUAUCCCACAAAGGGGGUGCGAGGCUUGUUUGGAGGUAAAACCGCUGGAACGGGUCAGAGCUGUUCCCUGUCACUAUCUGCUGGAAACAGAUGAUGAGGUGAAAGUAAACCACAGAAGUGAGGACGCACACAUCAGCGGCAGCUUAUUGUCCGUUUUUACACCAAGAAUGAGAAUGAAUCCAAACAAAACCAGAGUUUAAAUUCAUCCCUCCUACCUGGAUAUGUGCAACUAUGAAAAAUCAACCCACUUUCUUUUUUUAUGCAUUUUUCUUCCUCCUCAUUAAAAGAUUCUUAAAUAAUUCAACCCCACAGAGAGCGAGCUUUGUAACAACAAUGCUGACCUUCCUUUAAAGCAGCUGAGUAAACAUCUUGUGGUUGGAGUUCGUCCACUCUGUAAAAACAGCGUCCUCUUAACCUUCGGCCGUGUUUGUGUGAUACUUUUCAGAAUCUGGUUAAUGCGAGUCCUCGGAUUGUAAAAGGUAGUCUACACCGAUUGAUAAUCCGCUCCAUAUAUACGGUUGAGUGGAGCGGAUUGGGUUUACGGAGAGGCUUGUUCGGUCUGCGCAGGCGCUCCGUAGUACGUAAGAGGCACGUAGUGACGUACGCAGAGCGCGCCCAAACGGAAACAAACAGAAAAAACUGGACGGUGGAGUGUUAAAGUGUGUUGUUUCGUGCGACUGACGAAGCGUACACUUCUUGCUGUGUAACCCGCUGGAUUACACUUUUAUUAAACUUCAACACAUAGGGUUCCUUACUCUGCUCGGUCUGGUAACUCCGGCGGUGUCACACACAAACACGUCCGUGCGGAACUCUAAAUCGGAACUAAAACAAUGGUUCCUAUUAACAAUUCCCAUUGAUAUAAUACAAUACAUCUGGAUUCAGCUGGGGCCAUGAAAACGCGGACUGAACGAUCUCUUUACUUAAAGUUCAUGUAUACAGAUGAAAUCAGAUUCCCUUAAUCCGAUUGAUUUCAAUCAGAUUGAGGAAAACUACCCAUGUAAACGGGGCCACUGACACUCUCUCUUCCUCUCUUCUUCUUCUUCACAGGGUUGCUCAUAGGAUCCGGCUGCGCGCUCUACCCUUUGGGAUGGGAUAGCGAGGAGGUACAGCAGACCUGCAACAACAGCUCAGACCAGUUUCAGCUAGGUGAGUUUAGCAUGCAGAUCCACACACACACACACACACACACACACACACACACACACACACACACACACACCUGCACAGAGACUAAAUUACACACUGACCCUUCAACCAUGACCGAGCAAAUUUGUCUUCUGCAGCUGAAGCGGUCCAGCUCAGAUAAAACUAUGGAAACAAUGGAAAGUAAGAACAGAGUGUUUUUUGGAUUCCAGCAGACACACACAGCUCUAAAAAGUGAUGCACAGUCUCCAGUCUAUUCUCUCUCUCGUAUUUCAUAACCAUAAAUAUGCGCUGAGAAUAAGCAGGGGUUUGAUUUGUGCUCUGUAUUCAGCUGGCGCUCUCAGGACUAUCUCUCACAGACAGUAAUGUGUUACUACUGUAUCAGACAGGUGGUUAGAGUUAUUCGCACAGCUGCUCCUUUUUUUUUAUUUGGCUCUAAUCAUAAUGUAUUGAAAUUAAUUUGAAGUGAAAUUAACUUUUAGAUUACAUAUAAAGUUUUAUGGAGGCAGGUCACAGAAAGCUAAAUGUGAUGCUUAAAAGCUCCUAUGAGGGGCUUUCUAGAUGGGUUAUGGCGCCCCCUCUGGACAAAGUGGCACCUCCUAUAUGUUCGCUGAUUUUGUCUCGGCAAAAAAUAUCGUUUUGUUUUCUCGUAACAGUCCAAUGUGUUGAAAGAAAGCGAGAAAAGGCAGUUUCUGUAAAUCAUCCUUUCACAGUAAUGCUGUCACAGCCUCACCGACAAUUAAAGGUGGGAUAUUUACGCCUCUGUGUGACACCUCCUCUGCAGUGUGUGACACAUGGAAGUGUAGACGGGCUAAGCUGUUGCAGAGGCGGAAAUGAGGAAGAAGGUGGCAGUGUGUGUAGCAUCAAAGUGUAGCUCUAUGUGUGAGUUUGUGUGUGUGUUGUGCUUCCAUGCCAAUGCACUGUGAAAUCACAUGAUAACACUUAUAUUAUGCUGCCUUUGGGGGUGUUGCAUAUGUACAAAGGUGUAAUGAUGCUGAGCUUAGUUCCAUCACUGUUUCAGAGUUGCAGUGAGUAAAAGGGUUCACUGUAUAAAGGCAUUAAAAUCAUAAUGAGAGAAAUGAUCAGUGCUGUCAUUAAGGCUCUUAGGUGCUGAUUUAGGUAAGGUGUCAUUAAUAGAAAUCUCAGUAUGAGGCUUAUUUGAUUAACAAUUACCAUUAUCUUCUUCACUGUUACUAUCAUAUUGACAUAUGUUGUCUCUAAGCUCUAUUCAUAACGCCGUAAUAUUCUACUACCUGGAUAUAAACAGGCAUUAAUGGCAGGGGGCACAAAGUAUUCUUGCAGCAUUGUGGUUGAGAAACCGUAAAUAAAGUUGCACAAAGGCUCUCUGCCUAAAAUUUCAUAUGACUGCUUGACCAGACUGAUGCAUAACCAGCACAAGUAUGUAGACGUUAACUGUAUGGAGGACUUAUUAGCCGCAUUGAGGUCCCACUGUGAUCGUUUUUUUUUUUACUACUGCAAGUGUUCCAAGUGGUCUUUGAAUUGUGAUUAUGACGUUUUAAGUCAAAUUCACGUUACCUGUGUCAUUUUUAAGGCCUUUUCUUCUGCAGAGCUCCAGUAGCUCAUUACCAAUUCACUCUGAGUCGUGGGCGGAGUCAGCGCUGCUCUGUAGACUCCUCUUCAUUCUAGUUUGCAGCCUAACAUUGUCGGUGUAGGAGAAGUAGCAGGUAACACAGGAGGUAUUCAGCUCUUGGACAUGAUGAAAGUUAAUAUCAUAAUAAGCUUUCUUACGAGCAUUGCAAUCCGCUAACGCACACGCUUGUUCCGCGAUGGUCCUCUAUUUCUCAGAGUCUGGCCUUCAUUGCGAGGCUCCAGGGGCGGAGCUUGGAGUUGUGACGAAAGAAAUCCCGAUGUGUCUGAGCCUACUGUAUAGGUCUGCCAGAGAUUCACAGCGAAUUGAAUGUAGAAAUACCCAGAUGUGCAAUUUUGCAUUAUUUUUCUCAUGAUAUGUCCUGUAGCCUUAGAAAAAUGCCAUAUGAAAAUGUAGACAACAGGAAAAAGAUGAUUUUUGUUGGAGUGAAUUGGAGAAUGCUUUCUUUUACGGUACACUUAUUACCAGGUAAUUAACAGGUAAUUACUAUAAUUGCUGUAUCAAGUGUCAAUCAUAGAAAAUAAGAACCCCAAAUAGCUUUCGAAAAUGGAGCUGCACAGAAAAAAGAAAAACUAGACAGUAUUGAUUUAGAAGUUAUCAUGUAAUUACCAGAUAAUUUCAUGUUGUUACUAGGUAAUUACCUGUUAAUUACCCAGUAAUUACCUGGUAUUAAGUGUACCGUAAAAGAAAGGGUUACUGUGAAUUGUGCUCAAUUUGACUGUUUUCAUAUUUUUUGUGAUUUUUCGACAAGUUAGCUGAGUCCAAAUUUAAAUUCUUGUUUGAUUAAUUCCAAAUUAGUCCCUAUAGAACAUCUAACCUAACACUGACCCUACCUGUCAAAAACUCCUCAAGUAAAGAAAAUAUUAAGGUUUUUCCUGUCCUUUAUUCUUUUUUAUCUCAUGAGUGCUUGGUCUAAAAACUAAGGGCUAAAUUUCACCAGGGAGAUGCUUCAAGGAGUGCGGUUAUUAAAAUUCACCUGGCUCUUCCUCGGAUUCCUUGUGAGGUUAUUAUUUCGGUGUAUGUUCAGUUCAAAGUGAACAUCUUGACUUGAACUGAAAAGCUCACCCAGUAUUAAAAAUGAAGAGGAUCAUAUCUUUGGAAGAAUGGCUGUAAUCGCAGUUAUCAGUGCAUCCAUUCCACUCUGAUGUUUGCAGUGAUCAGUGUGAGAUAAUGCAGGAUGACAAACCUUUGCUAAGGUGCUCGAAACAUCAGUAAUCCAAACUAAGAGAGGACAUAUCACAAACAAAGAUCUAUAUCCUGUUUCACUUUAUUUAAAAACUGCAGAAACACUGGCGUAUAGAUCUAUGAGUGUAUAGAUCUAUUUGAGGGAAACAAACAGAAGCAUCACUCGGAAAAAGAUUUACAAAGGCGAAAUAUCCCCAAACUUCAAGAACCAGCAAACCCUUCACAGUUUGAUCAGUCAGGGCUUAAGAGGGAUCAGACUUGAGCCGCGGUGAAUCUGAGAUCCACAGAUCUGUGAGUUUAAAGGGGGGCGGGCCUGGUGUGAGGUGAGGGCCAACAUGAGUUACAUCUAUAAACAUCAGUUUGGCUCGAUGUUAGGGUGAUGAGAAAGGUCAGUGCGACCGUUUAAAAAAUUCUUAUCACCUCCUGCAGACCAGAGUCAAAUCCUAGAAAUACAACUAUCAGCUUUUUCCAAUAAUCGAUCAGGUGUUACUUGACCUCACAGUGUAACCAGAGAACAUCUAUGCUGUCUGGAUCUCAUAUUUCAAACAAACUGACUCACUAAAGAGCGAAAAAACAUCUAUGUGAGUUACAGAUUCUUGUAGAUUAUGGCUGAAAUGUUGUUCGCAGAUUGAUGUGACAUUUCUAACAGCGUUUAAAUCCGAAUCAUUAGAUACCGUCCAGGCGGACGUAACUCUGACUGAUUUAAAUUCCUUAACAUCCUGCUCAUUACUGAAAUGUCACCAGAAGUAAUUAUGUAGGAUAAUUUUGUGAUUUUCUCUUUGAAAGAACAGACGCUCAGUCUGUAUAAAUUGUUGUUAACAAGUUUGUUUGCAUCGACUCUGCCUCCGGCAUAUUAAGUUAGCCCGCCGAAGACGUCAGCAGCACUCUCUUCAGUUUCACCUCCGCGUUGGUUGACAGGAACACAUUGAUGUCGUCUCUGGAGAACAGUGAGUUUCACACAAAUGAUGCCUUCUCUCCAACCAGAGCUUAUGAUCUCCCCUUUCAUAGACUCAUUCAUUAACCAUGAAGAAAGAGAAAGAAAGAGAGAGAGAGAGCAGUCAGCGCUCCAGUCAUCCAGAGGUAACUUUGAGCUGCAGGUCAUACUGAUGGCAUGUGUGUCUGAGAUGAUAGAAGUCGAGAAAAUAAUCACACAAAGUCCACAAAGUGCAUUCAUGAAAACCAAAGUCUUUACUCCGAGAGAAGGCUGCAGAAAAUGAGAACCAGUUGAAUCUGAUUCCAGCAGUGAGAGGACAUUUUGACAUGAAUUGUUAAUGAGACGCCUCUUCCUCCUCCGGCCCAGCUGGUAAUUAGAUAAUAAUGAUAUUUAAUCAGAUAUUCCUCUAAAACUUGAUGCUUUAAUGAGGCGUCUUGAUGGUCAUUACAACAUUUGCAGAGUCAGAUUUAGGUCGCAUCUUUGUGUAAUGAUGAGUUACACAAUAAUCUAAUCUGUGUGUUACAGAUGAUGCAUCUUGAGGUGGAUCUUUAUUUUAAUUCAGCUUUGCUUUUAGCUCUUGGCUCAGUUUCAUCUUUUUUUGUCUGUCCUGUACUUUCUCAAAGCCUGCAGCCUAAUGUGAGAAAGCAUUUCUCACAUACCAGAGCGUCUGUUUGCAAAUGAGCUUCAACUAUGUUCAGCGCAUUUGUUCCAACAAUGCUGACAUUUUCACAAAAGGAAGGGAAAUGUUUUUGUCUUGAGCAGUGCUUUAAGUGAACAGAAAUGAGUGCUGGUAUUCCCCAUGUUCACUCCUCACUUACAAACCUUCUGGCUGAUGCUGCUAUCCAGUUUCCCAUCAUGCCUCUAAUGCAUCGCGAGUCUGCAGCACUUUUUUGGAUAAAGCUCUGCAGUCACUCUGCCUUUGUACUUACACACUGACUGCACCCCAAAAAGGUGUAAUAUUGGUGUUUCAGGGUGUGAUUUUGGAGGUUAGCUAAGGAACAGAAAAAGCACAGCUAGAGCGCCACAUACAUAUACUGUAUUUUUCGCACUAGGAGCACUGCAGCUACCGUAGCCUCGCGGAGUUAUUGAAUGAGUUAAAUAAAGUUUAUCUGACUGUUUUGUUUGGUUUAAUGCGCUUUAUAAUCCGGUGUGCCUUGUAAUCUGGUGCACCUUAGUGUAAGAAAAUAGACACGAAUAGACGCGUUCAUUGAUGGUGUGCCUUAUAGAGCGAAAAACACGGUACACUUAGACAUGCACACACACACUAGGGCUGCACGAUUAAUCAAUUUUAAAUCGUGAUCGGACUAUUUAAUUAUGACGAUGUUAAAAAUUAAAAUUGUCAAAUCGAUUUAUUCCUCUCGAUUAUGUCUCGUGCCUCCAGGCUACCGUAGGCUCCUCCUUCCUGCGGGGGCGCUUCCCAGUUCCCACACACACCAGUGUAAACAAACAUGGCGUUUGCAGCGUAGCUCUUUUAUGGCGCCUGUGCAUGUCCGACCAAAACAACCUUUUUACACAUGCUCUGUACUCUUCUUCUGUCUUUUGUGCAUUUCCUGUGCAGCGUUAUAGCGCCACUCACUGGCUUGGCAUAUGCACUCCAUUGUUUUUAGUGGUUUCGUUUUGAGUGAUGAUAGAAAAACUUUUUAUUUUUAAAGUAAAGUUUGGUGAAGUUGUCACUGAAUAAAAAAUCAAAAUUGAGUUUCCAGAGAAAAAAAUCGGGAUUUUAUUUUUGGCCAAAAUCGUGCAGCCCUGACAAACACACACACACACACACACACACACACACACACACAGCAGUGUUCCACCCUGCAUGCUCCGAAGCUACACAUCGCCACCUUCCUCCCAAAUUUCCUCCCAUUACUUUUCUACACUCUUACAUAUUUUAGUCACGGUGUAACAGAGUGAAAAUGUCCCAAAUUGAAAUGGCAGCUUGUAAAAACUGUGAAAUACUGUAUGAAGACUGAAUAAACUACUGGAAAAAAAAAAACCUGAGCACUGAACCGUCCUUCCACAUCCUCUUAUGAUCACAAACAUGUCUUGUAGUCCUCAUGUUCCACAUCCAGUGCGUAUGCUGAAUAAUGAAUUAUGCACCAAGGUUUAGUGAGAGUUGUUAACUCGUUUAGACAGGCACUGUGUGUACUCUUCGAUACUGUGCAGGGUAAAAGGCUCAUUAAAACUACAAUGUCUCUAAUCCUGUAAAUAUUAACCGUGCUGAUCCUCCUGCACUUUAUUUAUUCAGUCUCAUAAUACUUUUAAACAUUCGCUCCUCUGCAUCGAAGGCUUUUUUUCCCUUUAUUCCAGUAUUGAUGUUGGAUUUUAAAGCCGUUUCCCGCAGAGUAAAACUCUGUAAAUGUAAAGUUUAAAGUUCAGAUCUCUCGGAUAUUCUGGUUAAACCAAAAGAAACUUGUUGUUCCUCAGCCAAACUCUUAUCUAUUCACGCUUCAUUGGAAGAAUAAUUGGUUUUCUGUGAUAUCCCACCGACAGACGAGCAGAUAAAAAAAAAAGAGUGAAAACAUUUCACCCUCAUUCCUCUUCUUUCCUCCGCAGGUUCCUGCCAGAUCGGCUGGGCGUAUUACUGCACCGGGGCCGGGGCAGCGGCCGCCAUGCUGCUGUGCACCUGGCUCUCCUGUUUUGCGGGAAAGAAGCAAAAGCAAUACCCGUACUGACGGGAGGUUCAAGUCGGCGGGGCCGAACGGAGACCUCCGGAAGAACAAGAGAGGACUCUGACAGUGUGGACUCGAACCGGUACAGCACAUCAGGCACCAAAGACAGCAAGUCACUCUGGUGCUCUGCACAUCAUGGACACUACUCAUCAGAUAACUGCAGGGACUGAUUCAUUAUGCAGCACAAACACAUGGCUUUGAAAACUGGGUCUCCUCUUAAAAGCUGUUCUUAAAUGAAAAAUGUAUGGACCAAUCCUUUUUGUAAAGUGACAUGACUAUUUCUUUAACCAGAAGAAUAUUCUCUCUCUUUUUUUUUCUUCUCCAGUCAUAGAUGUUUCUGUGAUAGUGUACCCUCCCUGUGAUGAAGAGAAAAGUUCUAUUGCUUCAUAGUGACGUGAAGUGUUUCUGUCUCCUCUUCAUGUCUCAUCCUUGCCUUAAUCACAAACUGAAAUGCAAUAAUCCCGAUAAUGUAAAGCAAUCCCACACUGGCUGCCUGCUCCCCCCCGACUCAGCCUUGUCAGAUUCCAGAGUUUAUUUAACACAUUCAUCAAAUAUAUAUGUUAAGUUGUGUAUGAUAAUGUAUUUUAUCAUAUUAGCACAUGUUUUGUAUUCACUCUCCAGUUAUUCUUUGUCAUGUUAUUUUGGUUUUUGUAAAUAAAUGUUUAUUGAAUUCUG
Molecule: messenger RNA, 56123 nt
Organism: Xyrichtys novacula (pearly razorfish)
Lineage: Eukaryota; Metazoa; Chordata; Actinopteri; Labriformes; Labridae
Source: the annotation of a GenBank genome assembly